This is a messenger RNA of Pocillopora meandrina, 50980 nucleotides long. The record is from the annotation of a GenBank genome assembly. Lineage: Eukaryota; Metazoa; Cnidaria; Anthozoa; Scleractinia; Pocilloporidae.
AUGGUUCUGUACAGUAACUCGGCCUCAGUGAAAGCUCGAUUUGGCCAGUAUACGGACCCGAAGGAGUUCGAUGGAGCUGUAGACAGUCUGCCUUACGAGAGAGGAUUGACACGAAUCGACAAAGCACUGGAGCUAACAGCCAGUGAUAUCUUCGCUCAAAGUAGGUCGGGCGUGCCCAAGAUUGCAAUGCUGAUAACAGACGGUACCCAAACCGCAGCAGCCGACGCCAAAGGCCUAAAAGAGGCUUCCGAACCAUUGAGACAGGCAGGUGUUCGUGUUCUAGCCGUAGGUGUUGGCAAGGGUGUGGACAGAGAAGAACUUCGACUGGUCACGGAGAGUGACGAGGAUGUUGUGGUGGCGGCUGACUUCGAAGACCUGCUGUUGAAACUCAGCAACCUGACCAGCCAGGCUUGCCGACUUGCAGGUAAGCAUCAUCAGAAAUCUGUUCGUAGCACUUGUGGCCUCAGGGCUGCUGGGGCUUGAUAGGCAGGGCAAAUGAAUAUCAAUUGAAGGAUCGUAAGCAGCUUUUGUCCUUAUCAGCCGGGUGUUCUUUUUGUGUGUGUUUGUUGCCGUCUCGUCGUCGUCGUCGUUGUUCUUGUUCUUGUUCUUUCUUCUUGUUCUUGUUGUUGUUCUUGUUCUUGUUCUUGUUCUUGUUCUUGUUCUUGUUCUUGUUCUUGUUCUUGUUCUUGUUCUUGUUCUUGUUCUUGUUCUUGUUCUUGUUCUUGUUCUUGUUCUUGUUCUUGUUCUUGUUCUUGUUGUUGCUGUAGCUUUGGUCUUUGUAUUGCUUAUUUCUUCCCGUUUGCUUUGGCCUUUUUGUUUUUGCCUUUAAUUAUUUUAUUUUCUUUUAUUAUUAUCAUUUUUUUUUUUUUUUAUCUUUUCCCCUUUUUGCUUUUCUUUCCUUUUAAUUGGUCUUUCCAUUAAUGUUCAAAAAACAAAAACAAAAGCAGAAAAACCAACAAAAAAAAAAAUACUUACUAUCAAAACCUGUUGGAGGUCGAGCGCUCGAUGGAAGUGAACAUCCGGGACUUCUCGUAAGAUAAUGACCAAAAUACGAAACGGAACGUACAAGUUUGUCACCUUAUUUUCAGAGUUUCCUUUCGUUGCGUGCAAAUCGCAUCAAUUUGAACUUUGCACAAUACUAGUCGCUCUCUCCAAAUGGGUCUCUUACAAUCGAUGCCCUCCUAGCCUCCCAAUUUGACAGAUUGUUUUCACCUGAAGCCUGAGCUCGACAAAGGCAAUUCACAAUUGAAUGGGAUUUUCUCCUAGCAAGCCGGGCGGCCGUUUCACAUGUUUUUCAAUGGCCACAACUAGUCUGACAUGUUGCCUUUCUUUCUCCUUAGCACCACCGCCGUGUAGCACUCCCGUGGAUCUGGCAUUUAUCAUCGAUUCUUCGGGCAGCAUUGGCCGCACAAACUACAAGAAACAGAAGAACUUUGUCAAGGAAGUGGCGAAGACUUUUGGCCUAUCUCCAAACGGCAGCCGAGCGGCCAUGGUUCUGUACAGUAACUCGGCCUCAGUGAAAGCUCGAUUUGGCCAGUAUACGGACCCGAAGGAGUUCGAUGGAGCUGUAGACAGUCUGCCUUACGAGAGAGGAUUGACACGAAUCGACAAAGCACUGGAGCUAACAGCCAGUGAUAUCUUCGCUCAAAGUAGGUCGGGCGUGCCCAAGAUUGCAAUGCUGAUAACAGACGGUACCCAAACCGCAGCAGCCGACGCCAAAGGCCUAAAAGAGGCUUCCGAACCAUUGAGACAGGCAGGUGUUCGUGUUCUAGCCGUAGGUGUUGGCAAGGGUGUGGACAGAGAAGAACUUCGACUGGUCACGGAGAGUGACGAGGAUGUUGUGGUGGCGGCUGACUUCGAAGACCUGCUGUUGAAACUCAGCAACCUGACCAGCCAGGCUUGCCGACUUGCAGGUAAGCAUCAUCAGAAAUCUGUUCGUAGCACUUGUGGCCUCAGGGCUGCUGGGGCUUGAUAGGCAGGGCAAAUGAAUAUCAAUUGAAGGAUCGUAAGCAGCUUUUGUCCUUAUCAGCCGGGUGUUCUUUUUGUGUGUGUUUGUUGCCGUCUCGUCGUCGUCGUCGUUGUUCUUGUUCUUGUUCUUGUUCUUGUUCUUGUUCUUGUUCUUGUUCUUGUUCUUGUUCUUGUUCUUGUUCUUGUUCUUGUUCUUGUUCUUGUUCUUGUUCUUGUUCUUGUUCUUGUUCUUGUUCUUGUUCUUGUUCUUGUUCUUGUUCUUGUUCUUGUUCUUGUUGUUGCUGUAGCUUUGGUCUUUGUAUUGCUUAUUUCUUCCCGUUUGCUUUGGCCUUUUUGUUUUUUGCCUUUAAUUAUUUUAUUUUAUUUUAUUAUUAUCAUUUUUUUUUUUUUUAUCUUUUCCCCUUUUUGCUUUUUCUUUCCUUUUAAUUGGUCUUUCCAUUAAUGUUCAAAAAAAAAAAAACAAAAAGCAGAAAAAACCAACAAAAAAAAAAUACUUACUAUCAAAACCUGUUGGAGGUCGAGCGCUCGAUGGAAGUGAACAUCCGGGACUUCUCGUAAGAUAAUGACCAAAAUACGAAACGGAACGUACAAGUUUGUCACCUUAUUUUCAGAGUUUCCUUUCGUUGCGUGCAAAUCGCAUCAAUUUGAACUUUGCACAAUACUAGUCGCUCUCUCCAAAAUGGGUCUCUUACAAUCGAUGCCCUCCUAGCCUCCCAAUUUGACAGAUUGUUUUCACCUGAAGCCUGAGCUCGACAAAGGCAAUUCACAAUUGAAUGGGAUUUUCUCCUAGCAAGCCGGGCGGCCGUUUCACAUGUUUUUCAAUGGCCACAACUAGUCUGACAUGUUGCCUUUCUUUCUCCUUAGCACCACCGCCGUGUAGCACUCCCGUGGAUCUGGCAUUUAUCAUCGAUUCUUCGGGCAGCAUUGGCCGCACAAACUACAAGAAACAGAAGAACUUUGUCAAGGAAGUGGCGAAGACUUUUGGCCUAUCUCCAAACGGCAGCCGAGCGGCCAUGGUUCUGUACAGUAACUCGGCCUCAGUGAAAGCUCGAUUUGGCCAGUAUACGGACCCGAAGGAGUUCGAUGGAGCUGUAGACAGUCUGCCUUACGAGAGAGGAUUGACACGAAUCGACAAAGCACUGGAGCUAACAGCCAGUGAUAUCUUCGCUCAAAGUAGGUCGGGCGUGCCCAAGAUUGCAAUGCUGAUAACAGACGGUACCCAAACCGCAGCAGCCGACGCCAAAGGCCUAAAAGAGGCUUCCGAACCAUUGAGACAGGCAGGUGUUCGUGUUCUAGCCGUAGGUGUUGGCAAGGGUGUGGACAGAGAAGAACUUCGACUGGUCACGGAGAGUGACGAGGAUGUUGUGGUGGCGGCUGACUUCGAAGACCUGCUGUUGAAACUCAGCAACCUGACCAGCCAGGCUUGCCGACUUGCAGGUAAGCAUCAUCAGAAAUCUGUUCGUAGCACUUGUGGCCUCAGGGCUGCUGGGGCUUGAUAGGCAGGGCAAAUGAAUAUCAAUUGAAGGAUCGUAAGCAGCUUUUGUCCUUAUCAGCCGGGUGUUCUUUUUGUGUGUGUUUGUUGCCGUCUCGUCGUCGUCGUCGUUGUUCUUGUUCUUGUUCUUGUUCUUGUUCUUGUUCUUGUUCUUGUUCUUGUUCUUGUUCUUGUUCUUGUUCUUGUUCUUGUUCUUGUUCUUGUUCUUGUUCUUGUUCUUGUUCUUGUUCUUGUUCUUGUUCUUGUUCUUGUUCUUGUUGUUGCUGUAGCUUUGGUCUUUGUAUUGCUUAUUUCUUCCCGUUUGCUUUGGCCUUUUUGUUUUUGCCUUUAAUUAUUUUAUUUUAUUUUAUUAUUAUCAUUUUUUUUUUUUUAUCUUUUCCCCUUUUUUGCUUUUCUUUCCUUUUAAUUGGUCUUUCCAUUAAUGUUCAAAAAAAAAAAAACAAAAGCAGAAAAACCAACAAAAAAAAAAAUACUUACUAUCAAAACCUGUUGGAGGUCGAGCGCUCGAUGGAAGUGAACAUCCGGGACUUCUCGUAAGAUAAUGACCAAAAUACGAAACGGAACGUACAAGUUUGUCACCUUAUUUUCAGAGUUUCCUUUCGUUGCGUGCAAAUCGCAUCAAUUUGAACUUUGCACAAUACUAGUCGCUCUCUCCAAAUGGGUCUCUUACAAUCGAUGCCCUCCUAGCCUCCCAAUUUGACAGAUUGUUUUCACCUGAAGCCUGAGCUCGACAAAGGCAAUUCACAAUUGAAUGGGAUUUUCUCCUAGCAAGCCGGGCGGCCGUUUCACAUGUUUUUCAAUGGCCACAACUAGUCUGACAUGUUGCCUUUCUUUCUCCUUAGCACCACCGCCGUGUAGCACUCCCGUGGAUCUGGCAUUUAUCAUCGAUUCUUCGGGCAGCAUUGGCCGCACAAACUACAAGAAACAGAAGAACUUUGUCAAGGAAGUGGCGAAGACUUUUGGCCUAUCUCCAAACGGCAGCCGAGCGGCCAUGGUUCUGUACAGUAACUCGGCCUCAGUGAAAGCUCGAUUUGGCCAGUAUACGGACCCGAAGGAGUUCGAUGGAGCUGUAGACAGUCUGCCUUACGAGAGAGGAUUGACACGAAUCGACAAAGCACUGGAGCUAACAGCCAGUGAUAUCUUCGCUCAAAGUAGGUCGGGCGUGCCCAAGAUUGCAAUGCUGAUAACAGACGGUACCCAAACCGCAGCAGCCGACGCCAAAGGCCUAAAAGAGGCUUCCGAACCAUUGAGACAGGCAGGUGUUCGUGUUCUAGCCGUAGGUGUUGGCAAGGGUGUGGACAGAGAAGAACUUCGACUGGUCACGGAGAGUGACGAGGAUGUUGUGGUGGCGGCUGACUUCGAAGACCUGCUGUUGAAACUCAGCAACCUGACCAGCCAGGCUUGCCGACUUGCAGGUAAGCAUCAUCAGAAAUCUGUUCGUAGCACUUGUGGCCUCAGGGCUGCUGGGGCUUGAUAGGCAGGGCAAAUGAAUAUCAAUUGAAGGAUCGUAAGCAGCUUUUGUCCUUAUCAGCCGGGUGUUCUUUUUUGUGUGUGUUUGUUGCCGUCUCGUCGUCGUCGUCGUUGUUCUUGUUCUUGUUCUUGUUCUUGUUCUUGUUCUUGUUCUUGUUCUUGUUCUUGUUCUUGUUCUUGUUCUUGUUCUUGUUCUUGUUCUUGUUCUUGUUCUUGUUCUUGUUCUUGUUCUUGUUCUUGUUCUUGUUCUUGUUCUUGUUCUUGUUCUUGUUGUUGCUGUAGCUUUGGUCUUUGUAUUGCUUAUUUCUUCCCGUUUGCUUUGGCCUUUUUGUUUUUUGCCUUUAAUUAUUUUAUUUUAUUUUAUUAUUAUCAUUUUUUUUUUUUUUUUUAUCUUUUCCCCUUUUUGCUUUUCUUUCCUUUUAAUUGGUCUUUCCAUUAAUGUUCAAAAAAAAAAAAACAAAAGCAGAAAAACCAACAAAAAAAAAAUACUUACUAUCAAAACCUGUUGGAGGUCGAGCGCUCGAUGGAAGUGAACAUCCGGGACUUCUCGUAAGAUAAUGACCAAAAUACGAAACGGAACGUACAAGUUUGUCACCUUAUUUUCAGAGUUUCCUUUCGUUGCGUGCAAAUCGCAUCAAUUUGAACUUUGCACAAUACUAGUCGCUCUCUCCAAAUGGGUCUCUUACAAUCGAUGCCCUCCUAGCCUCCCAAUUUGACAGAUUGUUUUCACCUGAAGCCUGAGCUCGACAAAGGCAAUUCACAAUUGAAUGGGAUUUUCUCCUAGCAAGCCGGGCGGCCGUUUCACAUGUUUUUCAAUGGCCACAACUAGUCUGACAUGUUGCCUUUCUUUCUCCUUAGCACCACCGCCGUGUAGCACUCCCGUGGAUCUGGCAUUUAUCAUCGAUUCUUCGGGCAGCAUUGGCCGCACAAACUACAAGAAACAGAAGAACUUUGUCAAGGAAGUGGCGAAGACUUUUGGCCUAUCUCCAAACGGCAGCCGAGCGGCCAUGGUUCUGUACAGUAACUCGGCCUCAGUGAAAGCUCGAUUUGGCCAGUAUACGGACCCGAAGGAGUUCGAUGGAGCUGUAGACAGUCUGCCUUACGAGAGAGGAUUGACACGAAUCGACAAAGCACUGGAGCUAACAGCCAGUGAUAUCUUCGCUCAAAGUAGGUCGGGCGUGCCCAAGAUUGCAAUGCUGAUAACAGACGGUACCCAAACCGCAGCAGCCGACGCCAAAGGCCUAAAAGAGGCUUCCGAACCAUUGAGACAGGCAGGUGUUCGUGUUCUAGCCGUAGGUGUUGGCAAGGGUGUGGACAGAGAAGAACUUCGACUGGUCACGGAGAGUGACGAGGAUGUUGUGGUGGCGGCUGACUUCGAAGACCUGCUGUUGAAACUCAGCAACCUGACCAGCCAGGCUUGCCGACUUGCAGGUAAGCAUCAUCAGAAAUCUGUUCGUAGCACUUGUGGCCUCAGGGCUGCUGGGGCUUGAUAGGCAGGGCAAAUGAAUAUCAAUUGAAGGAUCGUAAGCAGCUUUUGUCCUUAUCAGCCGGGUGUUCUUUUUGUGUGUGUUUGUUGCCGUCUCGUCGUCGUCGUCGUUGUUCUUGUUCUUGUUCUUGUUCUUGUUCUUGUUCUUGUUCUUGUUCUUUCUUGUUCUUGUUCUUGUUCUUGUUCUUGUUCUUGUUCUUGUUCUUGUUCUUGUUCUUGUUCUUGUUCUUGUUCUUGUUCUUGUUCUUGUUCUUGUUCUUGUUCUUGUUCUUUGUUGUUGUAGUAGCUUUGGUCUUUGUAUUGCUUAUUUCUUCCCGUUUGCUUUGGCCUUUUUGUUUUUGCCUUUAAUUAUUUUAUUUUAUUUUAUUAUUAUCAUUUUUUUUUUUUUUUUUAUUUUUCCCCUUUUUUUUUUUUUUCCUUUUAAUUGGUCUUUCCAUUAAUGUUCAAAAAAAAAAAAAACAAAAGCAGAAAAACCAACAAAAAAAAUACUUACUAUCAAAAAACUGUUGGAGGUCGAGCGCUCGAUGGAAGUGAACAUCCGGGACUUCUCGUAAGAUAAUGACCAAAAUACGAAACGGAACGUACAAGUUUGUCACCUUAUUUUCAGAGUUUCCUUUCGUUGCGUGCAAAUCGCAUCAAUUUGAACUUUGCACAAUACUAGUCGCUCUCUCCAAAUGGGUCUCUUACAAUCGAUGCCCUCCUAGCCUCCCAAUUUGACAGAUUGUUUUCACCUGAAGCCUGAGCUCGACAAAGGCAAUUCACAAUUGAAUGGGAUUUUCUCCUAGCAAGCCGGGCGGCCGUUUCACAUGUUUUUCAAUGGCCACAACUAGUCUGACAUGUUGCCUUUCUUUCUCCUUAGCACCACCGCCGUGUAGCACUCCCGUGGAUCUGGCAUUUAUCAUCGAUUCUUCGGGCAGCAUUGGCCGCACAAACUACAAGAAACAGAAGAACUUUGUCAAGGAAGUGGCGAAGACUUUUGGCCUAUCUCCAAACGGCAGCCGAGCGGCCAUGGUUCUGUACAGUAACUCGGCCUCAGUGAAAGCUCGAUUUGGCCAGUAUACGGACCCGAAGGAGUUCGAUGGAGCUGUAGACAGUCUGCCUUACGAGAGAGGAUUGACACGAAUCGACAAAGCACUGGAGCUAACAGCCAGUGAUAUCUUCGCUCAAAGUAGGUCGGGCGUGCCCAAGAUUGCAAUGCUGAUAACAGACGGUACCCAAACCGCAGCAGCCGACGCCAAAGGCCUAAAAGAGGCUUCCGAACCAUUGAGACAGGCAGGUGUUCGUGUUCUAGCCGUAGGUGUUGGCAAGGGUGUGGACAGAGAAGAACUUCGACUGGUCACGGAGAGUGACGAGGAUGUUGUGGUGGCGGCUGACUUCGAAGACCUGCUGUUGAAACUCAGCAACCUGACCAGCCAGGCUUGCCGACUUGCAGGUAAGCAUCAUCAGAAAUCUGUUCGUAGCACUUGUGGCCUCAGGGCUGCUGGGGCUUGAUAGGCAGGGCAAAUGAAUAUCAAUUGAAGGAUCGUAAGCAGCUUUUGUCCUUAUCAGCCGGGUGUUCUUUUUGUGUUUUUGUUGCCGUCUCGUCGUCGUCGUCGUUGUUCUUGUUCUUGUUCUUGUUCUUGUUCUUGUUCUUGUUCUUGUUCUUGUUCUUGUUCUUUCUUUCUUGUUCUUGUUCUUGUUCUUGUUCUUGUUCUUGUUCUUGUUCUUGUUCUUGUUCUUGUUCUUGUUCUUGUUCUUGUUCUUGUUCUUGUUGUUGCUGUAGCUUUGGUCUUUGUAUUGCUUAUUUCUUCCCGUUUGCUUUGGCCUUUUUGUUUUUGCCUUUAAUUAUUUUAUUUUAUUUUAUUAUUAUCAUUUUUUUUUAUUUUUUAUCUUUUCCCCUUUUUUUUUUCUUUCCUUUUAAUUGGUCUUUCCAUUAAUGUUCAAAAAAAAAAAAAAACAAAAGCAGAAAAACCAACAAAAAAAAAAAUACUUACUAUCAAAACCUGUUGGAGGUCGAGCGCUCGAUGGAAGUGAACAUCCGGGACUUCUCGUAAGAUAAUGACCAAAAUACGAAACGGAACGUACAAGUUUGUCACCUUAUUUUCAGAGUUUCCUUUCGUUGCGUGCAAAUCGCAUCAAUUUGAACUUUGCACAAUACUAGUCGCUCUCUCCAAAUGGGUCUCUUACAAUCGAUGCCCUCCUAGCCUCCCAAUUUGACAGAUUGUUUUCACCUGAAGCCUGAGCUCGACAAAGGCAAUUCACAAUUGAAUGGGAUUUUCUCCUAGCAAGCCGGGCGGCCGUUUCACAUGUUUUUCAAUGGCCACAACUAGUCUGACAUGUUGCCUUUCUUUCUCCUUAGCACCACCGCCGUGUAGCACUCCCGUGGAUCUGGCAUUUAUCAUCGAUUCUUCGGGCAGCAUUGGCCGCACAAACUACAAGAAACAGAAGAACUUUGUCAAGGAAGUGGCGAAGACUUUUGGCCUAUCUCCAAACGGCAGCCGAGCGGCCAUGGUUCUGUACAGUAACUCGGCCUCAGUGAAAGCUCGAUUUGGCCAGUAUACGGACCCGAAGGAGUUCGAUGGAGCUGUAGACAGUCUGCCUUACGAGAGAGGAUUGACACGAAUCGACAAAGCACUGGAGCUAACAGCCAGUGAUAUCUUCGCUCAAAGUAGGUCGGCGUGCCCAAGAUUGCAAUGCUGAUAACAGACGGUACCCAAACCGCAGCAGCCGACGCCAAAGGCCUAAAAGAGGCUUCCGAACCAUUGAGACAGGCAGGUGUUCGUGUUCUAGCCGUAGGUGUUGGCAAGGGUGUGGACAGAGAAGAACUUCGACUGGUCACGGAGAGUGACGAGGAUGUUGUGGUGGCGGCUGACUUCGAAGACCUGCUGUUGAAACUCAGCAACCUGACCAGCCAGGCUUGCCGACUUGCAGGUAAGCAUCAUCAGAAAUCUGUUCGUAGCACUUGUGGCCUCAGGGCUGCUGGGGCUUGAUAGGCAGGGCAAAUGAAUAUCAAUUGAAGGAUCGUAAGCAGCUUUUGUCCUUAUCAGCCGGGUGUUCUUUUUGUGUGUGUUUGUUGCCGUCUCGUCGUCGUCGUCGUCGUCGUUCUUGUUCUUGUUCUUGUUCUUGUUCUUGUUCUUGUUCUUGUUCUUGUUCUUGUUCUUGUUCUUGUUCUUGUUCUUGUUCUUGUUCUUGUUCUUGUUCUUGUUCUUGUUCUUGUUCUUGUUCUUGUUCUUGUUCUUGUUCUUGUUCUUGUUCUUGUUGUUGUGUAGCUUUGGUCUUUUUGUAUUGCUUAUUUCUUCCCGUUUGCUUUGGCCUUUUUGUUUUUUUUUGCUUUAAUUAUUUUAUUUUAUUUUAUUAUUAUCAUUUUUUUUUUUUUUUAUCUUUUCCCCUUUUUGCUUUUCUUUCCUUUUAAUUGGUCUUUCCAUUAAUGUUCAAAAAAAAAAAAAAAAAGCAGAAAAACCAACAAAAAAAAUACUUACUAUCAAAACCUGUUGGAGGUCGAGCGCUCGAUGGAAGUGAACAUCCGGGACUUCUCGUAAGAUAAUGACCAAAAUACGAAACGGAACGUACAAGUUUGUCACCUUAUUUUCAGAGUUUCCUUUCGUUGCGUGCAAAUCGCAUCAAUUUGAACUUUGCACAAUACUAGUCGCUCUCUCCAAAUGGGUCUCUUACAAUCGAUGCCCUCCUAGCCUCCCAAUUUGACAGAUUGUUUUCACCUGAAGCCUGAGCUCGACAAAGGCAAUUCACAAUUGAAUGGGAUUUUCUCCUAGCAAGCCGGGCGGCCGUUUCACAUGUUUUUCAAUGGCCACAACUAGUCUGACAUGUUGCCUUUCUUUCUCCUUAGCACCACCGCCGUGUAGCACUCCCGUGGAUCUGGCAUUUAUCAUCGAUUCUUCGGGCAGCAUUGGCCGCACAAACUACAAGAAACAGAAGAACUUUGUCAAGGAAGUGGCGAAGACUUUUGGCCUAUCUCCAAACGGCAGCCGAGCGGCCAUGGUUCUGUACAGUAACUCGGCCUCAGUGAAAGCUCGAUUUGGCCAGUAUACGGACCCGAAGGAGUUCGAUGGAGCUGUAGACAGUCUGCCUUACGAGAGAGGAUUGACACGAAUCGACAAAGCACUGGAGCUAACAGCCAGUGAUAUCUUCGCUCAAAGUAGGUCGGGCGUGCCCAAGAUUGCAAUGCUGAUAACAGACGGUACCCAAACCGCAGCAGCCGACGCCAAAGGCCUAAAAAGAGGCUUCCGAACCAUUGAGACAGGCAGGUGUUCGUGUUCUAGCCGUAGGUGUUGGCAAGGGUGUGGACAGAGAAGAACUUCGACUGGUCACGGAGAGUGACGAGGAUGUUGUGGUGGCGGCUGACUUCGAAGACCUGCUGUUGAAACUCAGCAACCUGACCAGCCAGGCUUGCCGACUUGCAGGUAAGCAUCAUCAGAAAUCUGUUCGUAGCACUUGUGGCCUCAGGGCUGCUGGGGCUUGAUAGGCAGGGCAAAUGAAUAUCAAUUGAAGGAUCGUAAGCAGCUUUUGUCCUUAUCAGCCGGGUGUUCUUUUUUUGUGUGUGUUUGUUGCCGUCUCGUCGUCGUCGUCGUUGUUCUUGUUCUUGUUCUUGUUCUUCUUGUUGCUCUUGUUCUUGUUCUUGUUGUUGUUCUUGUUGUUGUUCUUGUUCUUGUUCUUGUUCUUGUUCUUUUCUUGUUCUUGUUCUUGUUCUUGUUCCUUGUUCUUCUUGUUCUUGUUCUUGUUCUUGUUCUUGUUCUUGUUCUUGUUCUUGUUCUUUUCUUGUUCUUGUUCUUGUUCUUGUUGUUGCUUUUUGGUCUUUGUAUUGCUUAUUUCUUCCCGUUUGCUUUUUUAAUUAUUUUAUUUUAUUUUAUUAUUAUCAUUUUUUUAUUUUUUAUCUUUUCCCCCUUUUUGCUUUUCUUUCCUUUUAAUUGGUCUUUCCAUUAAUGUUCAAAAAAACAAAAAACAAAAGCAGAAAAACCAACAAAAAAAAAUACUUACUAUCAAAACCUGUUGGAGGUCGGUUAGAUAUUUUCAAGUUCCAUAGCAUUAUAGGUAAAGGUUAUUUUUAAUUUGUACUACCAGACUUUAUAUAGUAUAUUUAUAGGGGGUGUUUAGUAAAAGCUUUUUAUUUGGGGUCUCGCACUGAUAUAAGAUAUUUUAUUGCUUUGUGUUUGGUUUGCUAGUAUUUGUUUUGAGUGCUAGACUGCUGGAAUUUAGAUUUCCGGGCUUUUAGAUUUUGAAUUUUCCUGGGUAAGUUUUUCCGUUGAACUCCUUUAAUGUAAUGUGACUUUUGCGGGAAGAAACGCCUUUUUUAAUGCAGGCAGCCGUCUAUAGAAUGUUACUAUGGAAACUUCAAGAAUUUUUUAUUUCCGAGUCAUUUUAUUGGUUCAUUAGUCUUAUUACGUGAUACUCUCUACCUUAGAUAGUGUUUUCACAGUUGUGUUGGGUCUGAAUUCUUUAAAGCUGCAUUUUUCGCUGGAUUUGUGCUUUUGUGAUAAGUAUACACAUAAGGCUUAGAUUAUUUAACUUCAUUGCGUAUCUAGUCGUUGUCAAAUAGAGAAUAAUACAUGGGCGCGCGUGGAUAUGGAGUUUCUCUUCGAGUGUUUAACUCGAUGGUGAGAUGUCGAUUUGAAUAGGAGAAGAGAAAUUUCAUAUCUAAAAGCGACCAUGUAUUAUUUUGUUUAUCACAUAAACACAAUAGCCCUUUACUUACAAGAAAAUAUCUUUUUUUUUCACGUGUAUUGUUACGGUUUCUCUCGGGGCUGGAAAUCCUUGUAAAACACCGUAGUUUAUAUGAUAAAUAUACAAUAUAUUUUGGCUGUAAUCAUCAAAUUUGUUUCUUUGCCAGCGAAACGGAGGUCGUCUUGUUUGAUUCCCAUGGAUAUUGCUUUCCUGUUGGAUUCUUCAGAUGCCGCUGGAAAGGCUGGUUUUCAGAGGGAGAAGGAGUUUUUCAAACUUAUGUCAAGUGCUCUAUCAUUGUCUCUCAGUGGUACUCGUGUAGGUGUAAUUUCUUACAGUGCACAGGCAAACCUCGCAGUGGCUCUUCAGGAAAAUACCACCGCCCAAAAUUUGCGAUCUGCCAUCGAUGCGCUUCAAUUUGUGGGAGGAACUCCCAGAAUUGAGAAGGCACUUGAAUCUGUCCUUACUGACUUGUUUACCUUCGAUAGGGGGACCAGGUCUGGAAUCCCAAAGGUAGCCGUUCUUUUGACGAAGGUAUCAGACUCAAUCAUUUUGCAGUAUGACACUCUCAGGAGGGCAGCCGCACCAUUAAAAACAGAAGGUGUGGAAUUAAUUGCCGUAGGUGUAGGCCGAGACGGCGAUCUUCAAGAUUUGCGUGUAUUAGUUGGCAGCGAGGAAUAUGUUUUAGGAACAGAGUCCUUUGAUAGCCUUUCUGAAUUGGUAGAAGACGUUACGCUUCUUGCAUGUAAAGCUGCAGGUGAGAGAACUUUACUUUGCAUAAUACAUUAAAUUUUACAUAGAGUUACAGCAGCGUUCACGUGGCAAGUUUUAUGGGAAAUUUCCAUAUUUGGAAGACGGAAAAAGGCUGGUAACUUGACAGGAUACUCGUCAAUGAAUUUAAAUGAUUUUGGGAUAUACAUACACCAGUAAGUUUUCCAAGGCAAGUGUAUUUCACUCGCUAUCUUUACUAAUUUUUAAGUUGAAACCCUAUUUCGUAAUAUGCGCUCUUGCAGAAACAUUUGCUGGUGUAAAUGUUGCUUGUAAAUACUUGACUUCAGUGAGAUGUCGAAAUGUAAGUUUAUUGUGCCCUUUUCCGGCGAAAUUUUACCAUUUUUAUGAUCGUUUUAGACGCGGGGGCAGUUUCUAAAGGAACACUUUUCUACGCUAUUUUCGAUAGUCACAUAAUAAUUAAGUUUGAUGCGCUUCAUUAAAACAAUGAUCCGCAUUGACUGACGCGAAUGUAUCAAUGGCUCACGACGCAUGCAGGAUUUCCAUCAUAAAUAUAUUUCCUCCUUCUUUAAACUACCAUUUUAACCUAACGUGACGUUUUAUUUGUGUUGUCUGCUUCAUUACGGAACGAGCUACGAUUUAGCUUUAUCGGCAUUUGGAGAGAGAAAUUAUUUUUAGAGUUUCUGUUCCUGCUGCUGUCGUUGUUUCUUCAAGGAUCUAUGUAUGUCAGCUUUAACGACGUCCGAGUCAUGCUUCAACGUCCUUUAUGGCUGUAGAAUAAAGUCCAAGAUCUUAAAAUUGGACAAAGUUUGAACUUCCUACUCAGUCUAUAGUGAGCGAGCGCACACAUUCGCCCUAUGGUCAGUGAGUGUGCCUUUUCUGUUGUGCUUCUGUUCAGGAAUUAAUAGGUCACAGGAGAUGUCAGACUGUGUAAAGAACAAAACUGGGGUGAACAGUUUGCCAAAUGUAAACGUUUGCUGUGAUCUAUUACUGAAAAGACGCAUAUUAACAUGAAAGUUAUUACUUUUAUAUUAAAAAGAAAAAAUUAAAGAUGAGGUAAUCUGAGAUCGGUAGAUCGUAAGCAAGGACCAAUCAAAAUGCCUGUAUAAUUCAGCCUAUCAAUUAGUAACCUAUAAAUCACUCACGUCAAUUCCUCUUACAUGAGUAUUUGAUUAUGUUAAACAGUUAUGUUCGCUGUUGCAAAAAAGUGCUCUUUUAUUAAUCAAAUUUUGCGCCUCUACAUGUCUUCUAGAACCAAAACGGAUCAUUUAUCCUAUGGACGCUGCAAUCCUAGUUGACACGUCCGCUGGCAUUAGUGCCCUCAACUUCCAGAGGGAGAAAGCUUUUGUUAAGACUCUUAUAAGAAGUUUUACCAUUUCAAGGAACUUGAGUCGUGUAAGCCUGUUAUCUUACGGUAACAAAACAGAAGUCACCGUGAAUUUCUUUGACCAGCAAAACAGAGAAUUUCUCACACGAAAUGUCGAUUCUUUGCCCCUCUUGGGUGGGCCGUCGCAAAUAAAUCAAGCUCUAGAGGUCGCAGCUUCGCAGCUUUUCUCCCCUUCUGGUUCGUCUCGCGCCGCAGUGCCAAGGACUAUUGUGGUAGUAACGGAUGGUCGACAGGAUCUUACGGUGGGCUCCGGUGGUCUAAAUGAGACAAUAGCCCUGUUGAGGCAAAAUGGCGUUAAGAUUCUAGUGGUGGCUGUUGGCGGUGAAGACGUUGACGAGGAUGGAUUGGGCAGCCUUGUUGAAGAGGAAGAUCAUAUAUUUACCGCUGAAUCGUUUGAAACUUUGGCCGCUAAAUUGGAGAAAGUCAGCACUGUAGCCUCCGAAAUUGCAGGUUAAAUUAAAUGUCUUAAUUUACCCGAUAUUUCAUUCGCUAUAUUUCUUUUUUGAACACUAAGUUUUUGCGCCUAAGCGUGUACACUUCUUACCAUUGAUCCGAUGUAGAAAUCAACUUACAGAAUUCCUUUCAAUGCAAAACAGGUAACGGCAAGAUACUUUUAGCUAUUGUUUGCGACGAGAAACAAAACUACCUUAAACUUGACGGAAUGCACAAAUCGUUAUUUCGGUGAGAUAAAGAAAACGUCGGCAAAACAAAGAUAAAACCGAGUAGAAAACAAUAAAUACAGUGAGUGAUUUAUGAGUUUGAAAUAUUGCAAUCUCAAGAUACACAAACCUUCCUCAUUUUAGUCAUUUCAAUGAAGUGAGCAAAACUGAAAAAUCAUUUAUCACUGUACUUGUUACCACAGUUUCUUUUUCACAGUUGUGCGAUUGGGCUGCAAAAAGAACAAUCAAUAACUUGCGGAAUUAAUCCUUAAUAAAUAACAGUUACCGAUAUUUCAAGUCCUGUUUAUCAGCGACGUACAGAAUUACGCUAAGCUAAACUCUAGGAUAGGAAGAAUAAGCCAGAAAGGAGUAAAGGAAGAAAUUGACUCGGAUUGCAAAUAAAAAAUGCAAGCCAAAUUUGUUAAGAUUUGCACACUUGGACGUUGCUCCUUCGACAGAUUGUCCUCAGAACCAUGCGACGUAAGAAUUCGUUUUCCUUUGCCACAAGUUUGAGAAUGCCUUAAGAUGACAAAACGAAAAAAACAGUUAAGAAAACACAAUAAAAUAUUUCUGCUGUUGUCUUUCCCAGCACCUGACCGUUGUGGUAAAGUGACUGACAUCGCCUUUAUAAUGGACGCCUCGGACAGUGUUGACAGCCAGAGUUACCGCAUUCAAAAGGACUUUGUCAAAGCAAUCGCAAAGAGCUUCGGUUUGCAACCAGGGGCGAGCCGAGCAGGAGUCAUUCUUUCCGGCAAGAAACCAACAGUGAACAUUAAUUUUGAUGACUACUUGCAAACCGAAGACUUCAUAGAGGCGGUAGAUAGACUUCCUCACCCUCGCGGACAUGCUGGAAUAGACAAAGUCCUCGAUGUGGCUCUAACUCAGCUAUUGGUCAACAGAGGUGGUGCAAGACCUGGAUUGGGGAAGAUACUAGUGCUAUUAACAGCAAACACUCAAAAUCAAUCUCUAGAUACAAAGUUGCUGGAUAGUGUCACCAGAAGGCUCCAACAGUUGGGAGUGGCUUUGGUUGUUAUCGGUGUCGGUAAACAGGUGGAUGAGACACUGCUUCGUCCUUUGGUUACGAAAGGAGAGAAUCUUUUCCUAGAAAGAUCGUUUGAAAGUCUGAUGCUUAAAGCUCGACAAGUAGCACAAAUUACGUGCGACAACGCAGGUAUUUUUCAUUACCUCCGCUGAAACUUUCGAAGAGAGGCUUAAGUAGUCCGGACUGGUCCAUGUACCCAUAUUUCAAUUUCAAAACCAUUCUUCAAAGUCAGAACUGAAUAUCAAAUCACUUAAUAUUAACAAGAAUACAAAGAUUUCUUACAAGCACUAAAUGAACACCACUUAUGAGGCAAUGUUAAAGAGAAUUGUUUAUCCAGUUACCUUUUUAUCUAGCUAGGAGGAUACGCUAACCUCCCCCUCCCCCCCUCACCUUUGUCACUCCGACAGUUUGACUUUACUCGCCUGAGAUGUUUAUUAGUAUUCAAUUUUCUGAGGAGUUUUAGUUUGCUACAAGUUGCAUUGGUAAUAUAACUCGCCAUUUAAAAAGUGUGAACUCACGCGACAAUUUAAAAUGCUGUAAGUUCCUUUACAAUUUUCACACGAACAACACAUUUUAUGUGUUUAUUUGAGACUAGUUCGUUCUAUUCCUCGCCGCCUUUCACCGCAAAUUGAAUGAUAAAUUAAGAAAAAUUAUGUCUGCAAUAGGAAAUAUUUUUGGAAUAGAUCUAACAGCGAAAGGGAUGGAGGCAAGAUUUAAUACAUACAAUGUAUUAAUAUGAUUUUUUGAUAAAUAUGAUUUAUUUCCCUUCGUGUAGGAUACUCAAGAUGCAGAAAUCCAGUUGAUGUCGCUUUUCUGGUGGACUCUUCGGGUAGUCUUGGCGAGGAAGGUUUCCGCGAGCAAAAGGACUUCAUAAAAGUGAUUACGAACGCCCUCAAUGUAUCUCCCUCACACAGCAAGGCGGGUGUCAUCACUUACAGUGAUAGAGCUUCUGUGGCAAUAAAGUUUUCAGACUAUCAAUACCACGCGCAGUUGGUAAAUACCCUUGACGCGCUGCCAUAUCAAGGUAAAACCACACGGAUUGACAGGGCCAUUGUGAAGGCCUCUAAAGAACUCAUGACAGUGGAAGGAGGUAGAAGAAAGGAUAUACCUGGAGUUAUGGUUAUAAUGACCGACGGGAGGCAGACUCAGGACUUUGACGUCACGCCUUUAGAGCAAGCAGCUGCGGUCUCAGAGGAAAUGGGGGUAACAACUUUGGUGCUCGGAAUUGGGGAACUGGCCAACGUGAAUGAGCUCAGAAAAAUGACUGCACGAGAUGGCGACGUUUUCUUGGCUUCCUCUUCUCGAGCUUUGAACAGUUUUGCACAACCAGUUGCCACAAGAAUAUGUAAUGCUGCAGGUACCUUAAAUUGUUGCUUUACACGUUCUGUUCAUUUUGGGUACCUUCCCAGAUUAACAACUAUGAUUUUGGUCAUAAGUGGUUUCAAAUGCCAUACUGAGUCCAUCAGAUGAGCCAUAUUCAAGAUUAUUCCCUUAAUUUCAUAUGUCACUCCCAUUUCCAGAGAUGCUCCGAGAGUAUAGAAAGUCACGCGGACUUUCAAUUUCCAUAAGGUUAUCAAUUUCUUCCUGAAAAGAAAGCGUUUUGUAAGUUAACAGAAGAUAUUAUCUUUUCAGCACCAAAGACAUGUGAUGUUCCACUAGAUGUUGCCUUUUUGGUUGAGUCAUCUGAGAACAUUUCACCAAGAGACUAUAAAAGAAUUAAAGAUUUCAUCAAAGAGGCGGCCACCUACCUGUCAAGAAGCGACAACGAACAGCAAGUUGGUGUCAUUGUGUUCAAUACCGAGGCCAAGAUAUCCAUAAAGUUUGGACAAUAUUGGUCCGAAUACGAUUUUGAUCGUGCAAUUGAUGAUCUUCCUCUAAACACAGGACCAUCGCAAUUUGAUACAGCUCUUCGCGUUGCCACCAAAUUGUUCACUGCUAAAAAUGGAGCCAGACCCGGGGUUCAGAAAGUCGGCAUCGUAUUAACAAAUGGAAAGCAUCCUGCUGUAGAAGAACUGGAGGACCUGAAGGAUGCAGUAAGACCUCUUCAUCAAGCAGGGGUCCAUGUCAUACCCAUUGGAGUGACGUCGUCGGUGGAUUGGAAAAAAUUGCGUUCCUUAACUGUGGACGACAAGGAUGUUAUUGUGUCACAUUCUUGUGAUAGUUUAUCCAACAAGAUUAACUAUCUUUUCAGACGCAUUUGCUUCGAAGCUGGUAAGGAAAAAACUUUGUUUUAGAUAACUUGUACUGGCUAUAAAUGGUGUGCCUUCUUCGGCAUACAACAGUUAUCUGGGAGGAACUGGAUCUAUUCACUCUACUUAAAUUACAUCAAAACUUCGGUAGUCAAACCCUUUUUUUGAAAUCGAAUAUGAUCCAGUUGGUUCAAAUCGUAUUGGUAACCGUGUUCUUGGCCGAAUAUUUUUCUGGAUUUUACGAAAAGAACAUGUUUCACCUCUGGGCUUUUUAGUUAUAGGUGCCAAAGACAACUCGGCUUGUAAAUAAACAAAUUAAGGCUCUGGCUAUUCGUUGUUUUCAGUUUAUAAUGAAUUUCCUUUGAUUUUGAUCUCGAAGCUUACAAAAAAUGCGAUGGGGUAGCAGAUGUGAUAUUUGCGAUCCACUCCUCGGGGACACUCAGCCCUUCAGAAUACCGCAAAGAAAAAGAAUUGGUGAAAAGAGUGGCGACAACUCUGAACAUUUCACCCGGUAGGAGUCGAGUAGCUUUAAUUCUUUAUAGCAACUUCGCCACGGCAGCCCUUAGACUUGACGAAAAGAUCACCAUGGAGUCUUUUGACAAUCUUGUGGAUAGCUUACCUCAUGAACGUGGAGUGACGCGCAUCGACAGAGCUUUAAAGCUUGCUCGAUCCAUUUUCGACUCCGAGACUGCUGUAGCGCGACGAGGAGUGCCUAAGGUAUUGAUAUUGUUCACCGAUAGCAAGCAAACCGUUGCUCAAGAUGCAUUUAAUCUGGUGGAAGCCGCCCGACCCCUACUCUAUGAGAACGAUGUUAGGAUUCUUGCAGUGGGAAUAGGAAACAAUGUAGACGUCAGGGAGCUACGAGCUACAACAGUUGAUGAGAAGGACGUCUUUCUGUCACCGUCGUUGGAGAAUCUUCUCAGUUUAAGCGGAUCUUUGUCUGAGGCCAUGUGCGAGGCAGCCAGUGAGUAUACAGUGAAAAUGGCAUUGUCCUAUAAACGUAAGGUCAAGUGUAGUAUAGUUGGCUCUGUAUGGUAAGAGCUGCAUGACUGUUUAUGUUUUCUUUAUUAAAAGUUCAUUAACCUGACGGAGGCCUUGGAGUUUUUAGCGGUAAAAUCUUGACCAUGCAUCAAUGACUGAUCAACCGACCGACUGACCAACCCAAUGAUCGAAAGACCGACCGGUCGACCAAACGACAAUUUGUUAAUAAUCCAUUUAUUCACUCGUUAAUGAUAAUAUUCCAAACAUUUAACAAAGACACCUCCAAUCACUCAAAAGUGGUCAUGGUGGUCUACAGUGAUUUACUAAUGCUUAGAAAUCUAGCAACUGGCCAACAGCCACUAGGAUGAAUGUUAAUCGUCUAAGAAAGUGAAAAAGGUGAAGAGUAGUGACCUAAGCUGAUUGAAAAUGAACGUAAAAAAAGAUUGAGAAUUAUUUUCAAAUUUCUUUUAAAAUCACUCAAUUAUAUUUUCAGAGCCUCCAAUUUGCCCUGAAGCCAUGGACGUCGCCUUCCUUAUGGAUGCCUCCGGCAGUGUGGGAGCAGACAACUUUGAGAAGCAGAAAGAGUUCAUCAAAGCAGUCGCCGGUACUUUAGGACUUAAAAGUGGCUUAGCCCGCGCUGGGUCUCUGGUCUACAGUGACAUGGCAACAGUACAACAGUCAUUCAACAGCUGCAACGGGACUCAUUCGGUUGUAGAAGCAGUAGAUCACAUUCCAUACUAUGGUCGAACCACGCGCAUUGAUCGCGCCUUGUCACUUGCCAAUACAGAUCUGUUUAGUGAUGCCGGUGGAGUGCGAUCGUAUGUGGCUAACACUCUUUUACUCUUAACGGACGGCAGGCAAACUCCAGCAGCUGACUCGAUUUCCAUGGAACGCGCCGUGAGACCCCUUAAAGAAAAGAAAGUGAAAAGGAUAGCUUUGGGAAUCGGUAGUCAAAUUAGUCCCGAUGAGCUUCGCAAGGUCGUUGAUGGAGACGAAGACGUCGUUACAGUAGACAGUUUUGACGAUCUUAUCUCUUCAAUGCAUAUGGUAUCGGAAAAAUUAUGCACAAGUGCAGGUGAGAGAGUCACCUUAAUACCUCUUCCCCUAGAAAAAUGGUGUUGAGACAGAUUCCUUUAGUACAGUCUCGCCUUAGGUAUUUACAUGUGGGUUUGUAGUUAGAUUAAACUUCUUUCAAGGUCCUUGAACUGAACAAACUUAGUUUACAAUUCGGUUGACAAAACAGAACUUACUUAGUCAAAACGUGUUUUUGUUUCAAAGAGCAGAAAAAGCAAAAGAUUAAAAGGAGAACUUAAAGUGAGAAAAGGGUGAGCCGACUUUGGUGACGGACCCUAAUUUAUUUCGGUUUUGCGUUUGAACGAUUGGCAAUGUGGCACCAGUUUUCUCGACAAUAAGAGGUUCUAUGAAUGCGCCAAUUUAGGUAAUGAAAGAAGCACAAGUGGAAUUGUUCUAAUAUGUAAUGAAUCAAUCUCUUGGCAGCUUUAAAGAAGUGCCCUGUUCCUGUAGAUAUCGCCUUUCUUCUGGACUCAUCAGGAAGUAUUGGUGAACUAAACUACCGCAAAAUGAAAGACUUUGUCAAGGCUGUUGCGAACACCUUUAUCAUCGGAUCAGGCAAAACACUAGCUACAUUAAUUUUGUACGGUGACACCGCAACUACGGCCAUCCGAUUUAGCGAUCACGCGAACAACGCCGACUUCGACGCUGCAGUAGACGUUCUUCCGUAUUUGGGAGGUGAAACUCGCAUAGAUAAAGCCCUACAGCUUGCGUCCACUGAGCUUUUAACAGAACGUAGCGGCGCGCGGGUUGGUGUCGCCAAAGUUGUGAUUCUCGUGACAGACGGGCGGCGGUCUCGAGCGCCCGACGGCGUUGAACUUCAGAAGGCUGCGAAGCCAGUUUUAUCGGCGGGUGUGCGUUUGUUUGCAGUGGGAAUUGGAACUGAGGUUGAUGAAAAAGAGUUACAACUUAUCGUUGACAGGAGAGAUGACGUCAUAUUGGUACCGUCGUAUAAUGGACUCGCCACGAGAGUGAGACAGCUGUCCCUUGCCACGUGUGAAAGCUCAGGUAAAACCAGCAUCAUUUUUUUACAUAGCUCAUAUAUUUUUUAAUCAUCUAGUGAUAUGUAACGACGCGCAAUAUUUUCUCCUCGUUGAAUAGUACUUGCUAAUCACUAUUUUCACCUGUGAGAUUAAUACUGACUUGGUUUGACUCAAAGUCCCAAGUGUCAUCGGUGACUGAUUUUUAAAUGAGCCCACCUUCGUCAAACUUUUGAAAGUACGAGCACGAUCGAGUUUAUCAACUUUUCAAGUUGCAAAAAUCUUAUGAUGAUCAGGAAAAACAGCUGUUAACUAGCGUAAAUCAGCAAAGUAUUUGGAGGUUCACUCUGCAGAUUAUAGCAAAACUUGCAUGUUUUUCAUUCAACUCGCAAGCGUCAACGAAAAAUCAGCAAUUAGGUGAAUGACGUAACGUUUUUCAGGUGAAGAAGAAUACAAAUUCCUUCCUGAAGGAAAAAUUUGGGAAAAAGUCCUUUUCACUCUUGGAAUGCCAGCUUAGCUGUUUUUAACAAAUGGAAGACACUUGAAGGUAACUGUGCAAUAAAUUUUUUCCUCAGAAAUAGAAGCUUGUGAUAAUAUCAUGGACGUAGGUUUUGUCCUCGACUCCUCUGGCAGCCUAUCUGCAUCCGAAUUCCAACAAGUCAAAGACUUCGUCGAUCUCAUAGCUAACUCCUUCCUCAAAAACAAAGUCGGUAGCCGUGUGGGGCUUAUGCAAUACAGCAUCUUGCCGAAGAUGAAUGUUCGGUUUUCCGACGAACUCACGAGAGAGCAGUUCCGAAGUGUCCUGGACAAAGUUCGUUACGAGGGAGGCUACACUCGGCUCGAUCGAGCUCUCAAGCUAGCAGCUCAGGAGUUGUUUGUGAAUGAAGAAGGUUCUCGUAAGGACAUUCCUCGAGUCAUGGUUAUAAUAACAGACGGCAUCAACACGGAGGAGCCUGAUUCUGUAGCGUUAGACACCGCCGUCGCGCCUCUAAAACGCGCCGGGGUCACAGUGUUUGUUGUCUGCAUUGGUAGUGAGAAGGGCCGUGAUGAGAUGUACCUACUCACAGAACAAAACAAAAACUUGUAUUUUGUUCGAACUUACAAUGAACUUUCUCUUCAGCUUCGGAAAGUAUCCAAGGACAUUUGCGAGAGUGGAGGUGAGAUGCUUGCAUGGAUUCGGAGAAGGGGGAGGGUGUUUCUCUGUUAUUUACUAUACCCGAGAAAAUGUCUGCUUUUAGAUUGCUCUCUUCCAAUUAUACUAAGAAUCAAUGGUGAUCUAUUUUCACAUGCUAUGGCAACGAUCUGCACUAAUUCGUCUUCUUACAUGUUAGAUGUCGUGUUCUUAAUCAAACAUUGCAUGUUAACCAGAUAACGAACUUUUGACACGAAAUUAAUUUCGCAAGUCGCUUCUACUUUUUUUAAGUGAAAAUAAAUCGGGAAGAUGUUUUUCUUGGCACGAUAAGCAAUUUGACGAAUGUUUGAACGAUCAAUCGAUAAUCUUUGUAUUAGUGACAAAAUAAAAUAUGGUUUCACUUUCAAAAUUAAUGACUUUAAGUGGCAAGAAACUCGCUUUGAUUAAGAGUACCUCCUCCUUUAAAUUCUCCAAACUGCCAUGCUUCGAAAGGGCAUCUCACGUUAAACAUCAACAGCAGACUGAUCCUUUUUUUUUUCCAAACAGCCCUUCCUGGAUGCGACCGAGUGAUGGAUGUCAGUUUUUUGGUAGACUCUUCAGAGAGUGUUGGCUUACAAAAUCUUCAGAAACUUCUCGACUUCGUGCGCAGAAUUGCCAAAACCAUGCGUAUCUCCCCGAGAGGUAGCCAUGGAAGUCUCGUCGUUUUUAGUGACAACGCCAAAGUUCAAAUCAAACUUGACGACCACGAUAAUAUACAGGAAUUCAGCAAUGCUUUACGAGAUGUCCCCUAUAUGGGCCAAAAGACCCGGAUCGACAAGGCUUUGCGGGUUGCACUGAGCGGAGUUUUCAACAGUAGAGCCGGUAUGAGAGCCGGAGUACGAAGAGUUGCGGUCUUGUUGACCGAGGGUCAUCAAACGAGAACGUUCGAUGCGAUACCGCUGAGAUACGCGGUAGAACCACUGAGGCGCAGGCGAGUCAAUGUGUUUGCGGUUGGCAUCGGUAAUGAUGUACGUUAUAACGAACUCCGAUCUGUCACAAGUAGUGAUCAAAAUGUAAUGUUGGUGGAAACGUUUGACGACCUUGCAAGAAUUGGUGAAGAGCUGAGCCACAAGAUGUGUCGAGGUAGGAGAAUGAUUUUCGCUUCACUAUAAAGUAUCAGUUCUCUUGCCUCUGUCCUCAAAAAGGCACGCAGGAACGUGCCUCGCGGAAGUAAGGAGAGAAGGGAACUGACACUUCAUAUGAAACGUUAUUGCAAAGUCACUUGUUGAUUUCGAAAGAUUGCAGCACUUGUUGUUAUAAAAGAUAGCAUUUCUCAAGUGAUCGUUCCCUUGUCCUCUACACUUAUCCAAUUCAUGACGACAUGGUAAAGCUAAAUUGAAUUUUAACACUACUGGUUCCCUCAUGAUUGAGAGAAAUGAACGGUCAAUAAUUUUAUAUCUGUUGUGUUCUUGGGAGAGAUUCUUACCGUUGAGGUAACGGUUUCCUCGCAAAGGUAUGGAUAAGUAGAUUUUAUGAUGAGCCACAACACCUGUUAUUCUUAUGAAGCGACAGCACAUAUCUAGUGAAGCGAUACGAGUCAAAAUAUGAUUCAAUGAUGAAUCAAGGGCCACCGCACUCGUAAAGAGUCGAACAAUUUCCUAAGUUUACCCUUUAAUUUAAUCCUUGUCAUUUUAUGAGUUACUCCACCCUGAAAACUCGAGACAACCUGAUGCUGCUCUAAAGCGCACGUUGGUUGAUUGCACGUUGUAUAACCAAGGCAGCUAGAUCACAGAUGAAUAUCAAAAUGAACUAGCGAAAAUUCAGGGAAACCAAGCAGACCGAUUGGAAAGCGGAACAAGUGACCAAGCUGCGAUUUUUGUUUUGGCAUUUGAUUCGUUAAUAGCUGAUGCAUUUUUUCUAAACCUAUUACAAAUGUAUGAUAAAGCGGAACUAAAGUAAUCUUGAGCCACUUUCAUCUUGCAACUCAAAUCGCUCCUAACUCCCACAAAUGACCAAACAGAAUUUCUCCACACCAUAUCGAUACAGAAUCAAGCAGAUAAGUGAGAAGAAUAAAGAAAAAUAUCAACAAGGGCGUUAUUAGUUGAUCCGAUACCAAAUUCUCAGAACUAAUAUAUUACAAGUUGUAUAACAAUCGGUAAGGAGAGUUACUAAUGAGAUCUUGGUAGUAAAAAGGGUUAAAACGAAGUGUGAGCUUUUUAUGAGCACUUGGCAUCAUUUUCAUUCUAUUUCUCUUCUUUUUCAGGUGGAUGAGGAUCGACCAUUGGAAGACAAUACAGACAAAUAAAUUAAUACAAAAAUUUAAACUAAUAUGUAGUGUGCAGUGCUUUAAAUAUUUCUAUUUCAUACGAGAGGUUAGCAAUGCAUUUGCGCGGCUAAGAAACAAAGAAAGGAAAGAUUACUCAAGAAUUCAUGUUGUAACAACACUACAAUAAUCCAAAACAACUGGAUCCAUCGGUUAGACACUCAAACUAUUCUACGUGUUUCAAACAGCAGCGCCUGUAUAUUUCAAUUUAAAGUAAACUCCUGCCUUGAGUUUUAUUUAUUUUUGAAAAGUCGUCACUUUUUAUAAAUGGAUCUCCCGUAAUAUCCAGUGGCGGAAAUGUGUAUCUGUCUUUAGUUUUCACCGAUUCCAUGAUUCGUUGUGAUCAACAUGAAAGAAAGACGACCAUUGUGUAAAGUUUUCUGAGUAAAAAGUUAUACUCAUUGUGGUAAAGAAAAUUAACACAAUGACCUGCUGAAAGUAUUGCAGUAAUUAGAGGAGCCCUUUUAAAGGAAUGAAUCACUGAGUAGCCGAAUAUAUACGUUAAUAGAUAGUUAAUUGUGAACGCUGUAGCAAGAUCGUGAUUGAAACGAAUUUUAAAAACAACGUAAGUUAAAUAGCCUCAAAGGCCGAUAAGUUAAAUUUUUGUUAUCUAAAGUAAGAAUAACAUUGUAUUGAAUAAAUUAAUAAUUCUAAAUGCAAAGUAGUCGUAGAUGCGAUUAUUUUGUUGUGAGGACUCGCUUCGGGUCUUAUCUAUACUGCCCCUUUUAAAAAAAUCCAUCUUCACUUAUGCUUUGCAUGAAAAAAGAAGUCUCUCUUCUUUAUAACUUCUCCUUAUGCAUGGCUCUGCUCCAAAGGAAAUCGUCUUAGCGUCUCAAGAAUUACGUGAAAACGUAAAAUGUAAUCUAACUGGAGGCGAAGUAGUCUACGUUUCCCUUCCCUGCCCCUCCCUCUCCUCCCUUCCCCUUCCCCCCUCCCACACCCAUCGCGUCUUACUCUCCACCGCGUGAAAAGAAGGGAAAGCACUAUAUAUCAUCGUCCUAAACCAGAUGAGCCCACGACAUAUCAGCGGCAUCUUGUAUGAGUAUCCGCAGUUUACAAUGUGACUUCCGCUUUUUCUUGUUGACGCGUACUCGAGUGUUAGGAAGUUCGCGUAGUGCGUCUGAGCCAGUUUCUGCCAGAUUUGAACAGAAAAACAGGUCCUUUGUUGGACUGUAAUGAUACUUUGAUCAAUGGCGCUGUUAGCGAAAUGUUUGGCCGGUUCGUAAGUUGUCAACCUGGUUUCGGUCGAUCUGAUUGAUUGGCAACACCUCUUGGAAAUCCUACACACCAUCGACCUAAGCCUCAUAGCUGCCAAGUGAGCAGAAGAACAAUGACAUCAAAAUACUCGAGAAAGAUAAGUAUUAAUUUUAAUUGCAUUUGUGUUAAACUUAUAUGUACAGAAAUUUCUGAAGAGGUACCUAAUCAGAAGUUUAUCACAUGAUAAGCCUUCAAACUUGUAUUAAAUAAAUUGAUGUACAUAUUUCACAAUUUUAAGAUGAUUGUGUGAUGACAAUACACCGACGGUCAACAUUCGAAUAUUCAGCUUGAGCUUCCUCCUAAAUGCUAAGUAUUUCAAUUUGAACUUGUAGAAUAUAACCUAUGGAUUAAAUGUGGGUCUAUAAGUAUCAUCCAUGAAAUUCUUACCGGCAAUUUUCAUCAUGAUAUUAAAGCACCACAAACUCAAGAACAAGGAAAAAUAAGUUACGCAGAAAACUGAGUUAGGCAGAAAACUGACGGAGAAAUUCAUAGUUUUCAUAAUUUUGAAUUCAUUCAUAAUUUUGAAUUACAAAUCAUUCAGACCAUAGCCACAUAUAGACUUUUAGAUUGUCACUGCUUUUCUUUCGGUGAUUGCAUGAUAUGGUACCCGUCUUGACGUUCUUGGGAAAGGAACCAUAUCAUGCAAGUCCAGGCAGUUGAUGUAGUGUUUGCGCAUUUUGUCUUGGUCAUAUGACUGCGCUGUGGGGUCUAGGCCAUGGCAUAAAUCUGUAGCAAAUGCCAGUGCAAACAAGCCACAGUCAUUUGAAUUUGUUUUCUUUUGCACUCUUUCAUUAGAAAAAGUGACUGUAGAACCAGUAUACAAUAGCAUGCGACAUGAAUGAUCAAUGGCAACCGCGCUUACAUUUUGAUAUAAGCUGUCAUACACCUUGACAGUUCCAGGACUAGUAGCUAUUGUGCUCAGGCAAACCCAGUGUGAGCCAGUGUUUAUGAUCUGUACAAACUCACUAAUGGCUGGAGUGACUAAUGCACCCACAAUAACAGGGUCCCUUAGACCAUCUACAAGAGGGAAUUUUUGUUUUAGGAGGAUCUGACCAGCAUGUAUCUCAGAAUCACACAGCCAUGUUGUCUUGUUUAAAAUGUGAUCCUUUGAAUCUUCAUACAGUAUCAGGGUUGAGGUUGGGUCCUCAGGGUCCUGAAGAUGCAACCAUGACUUUGGAUCAGGAGAGCUGUAAGCAAUAACUAAGACAGGAAUUUGCUGGUUGUAUUCUUUUGUAAUGCCAGAUGAUAGGUUAGUAGAAGUUGUAUCUUGCAUUGAGUCAUCACAUAUACCUGAGUUGAUGAAGAUAGUUGUGCUUUUGAGUGAGUGAGUGGCAUUUUCUUUGAUGAAGGGAUGAGUAUCUUGUUCAGCAGAGGUCUCCUUAUUAAUGGCUAUUGCUUUCAGGGUGUCACUCUUUUUCCCAGGGUCCUGUGGAUGCAACCAUGACUUUGGAUCAGGACAGUUAUCAUCAGUUAAUGAGACAGGAAUUAGCUAGUCACAUUCUUUUGCAGUAGAUGAUAUGGUAGUGGAAGUUGUCUUUUGCAUUUUUGGUUCAUCACAUGUACCUGAGGUGAUGGGGAUAGUUGUAUUUUGUGGUACGGGUGUGAUAUUUUCGUUAAAGAAGGGUUGGGUAUCUUGUUCAGAUGUGGACGUCAUCUUCAGGGUGUCAUCCUUUUCUUCUUUUUCUCUUUUAAUGAAAACCUCUUUUGGAUUAUUGGCAAGAUUAUGACAGAUAUUGAAACUUUUUUUUUGAGACUGUGGCAGAGUGGCUGGUUUCUUUGGCUGGCAAGGUAACUGAAUAGGAUGACUGUUUUUUCUUUUAAGUCUCAAUCGGAGCGGCAAAUGAGCAUACUUUUUUUUUUGGCAUUGAGGACCUGUUUCAAGUGGUGACUUUUUUGGUUUUGCCAUGAUGUUUUUCUUUGGCUGAGUAACCUCCAUGAAGAUACCAUUUUCUGAUGGCACAAGGGGACGGAAGUUCCUCAGUGCCUUCUGAAGGUCUUGCUUAAGUGAUUCUAGGGCUCCACCAUCAGCACAAAGGUAGGUGAGAUCUUGAAUUUCUUUCAACAACUCUCUGCAACAUCUUCCUUCAUUCUGCACGCUUACUGACUGUUUGGAGCUCUUCCCAGCAACCUCUGCUUUUUUUUCUGAAUCUUCAUGUGCUACAGGACUCUUUGUACUUAAUGUACAUUUACUGCUAAAUUCCGUUGAUCCUUUUUCUUUCUCUUUUUGGGUUGAAUCCUGCAUUAUGGUACAGUCAGUGGAGGAACAUCCCCCGGAAGAUAAAGGUGGAACUACAUUCGGAUCAAUCUGGAAAUAGGGGCUUGAACUGUAGUAAGGAGACAUUGCUUCCCAUCCCCAUUCUGGAAAAUGUUUGUAGAUAGCCACAAAAUGCUUGCAUGGCCAGUGAUGUCUUUGCCAGUCAGGACAAGUGCAGGAAGGCAUGUUGCUGCAAUCACCAAAUUGCACAUGGUAUGAAAUUUUAUUGUCACUUUGGUUUUUAACAAGGAACUGGCCAUCUCCUUCUUGAGAGAUGUCUUCUUUUGUUAUUGAUUGUGCAUGUGUAAGGCGUUGACAGCAGUGGGUAAUAAACUGUCUUGGUCGAUUGUGUAACCACCCUGGAAGAUGUGAAUUGUACUGGUGAUAAGCACUUGAGUUACGCAUGUUAUUUUCAGCAUACCUAGGGAAGGAAAUUAUUAUCCAGGUGAUGUGAUCAACAGAAGGUAUGACUUGGUAUUUUAUUACUGACUAGUUCAUACCACACAAGGAAUGUGGCACUCAUCUGAUAAAAUAGCCAAAUGGGAAGUUAUGUUGAUUUUAUAUUACGUCAUACAUGCAUAUGUAUUGGAAGAAAUGAUACAAUCUUCAUAAUUUAAGUAUCAUGUUUUAGUUGCAAGAACAUUAGAGAGAUUUCUAUUUAAAUGGUAGUAAGCUUCAAGAAGUUUUAUUAUUUGAACUCAAUAGUAUUGGGAUCAGGAAGACAAAUUACAAAUAAAACAAUAUUCUAAAUUAUGAGUUGCAGUUGUUUGCAGUGCUUUUGUUGUUGUUGCUUUUGUUAUGCUUUGGUCACCUUGUGUGACCCAGAGUAAGCAUGACACCUUUAUACAUCCUUCUCACUUGUAGAACAAAAACUUUUAUAUAUCUACAUUCUCUGAAAACACCUUAGGCCUAAAAUCAUAGUCAUGUGAUAUCAAUAUAUAACACACCGAGAUCUAAGGUCAAGAUGAGCUUUUGAUUCCUUACCUUCUGUACUCAUUUGGCAGAAAUUGUGUCACUAAAACUGUGAUGACACCACUUAAGGUCUUGUCUCUAUUGUCUGCAAGAAAUUGGUGCUUAUAUGUCCUAUUCUUUCUUUCCACACCAUUGGUAGUGUUCACUUUCACAUUGAAGCGGUCCUUCCUGUAUGCCCAAACCCAGCGCUGCCAAUAGAAACAAAGUGUCCAAGUAAACUUCAUGAAUAUAAACUGCAUGUAAUCUGAUUUUCAUCUUGUGGAUCUCCUUGUAAGAGCAUCUUGGACCCAUCUCAGACUCAUGCUGAAUGAUUAAUGGCCCAAAAUGACAUCAUCCAAGGAGAUGGCCUGUUUGAUGUUUAAAGUCAGAGGGACAAGGAUUUUAAGUGAACUCAAUAAGAUGUGUGUAAUUUUUAAGCCAAAAAUCUUGAAUUGUUGCUGGAUAAUUUAUAAGGGAUAAUUCCACAAUUAUUAUAAUGUAUGCAAGGGAUACACUUGCCUGUCUUUCGGGAAGCCAUGUUGUGUUCAUCCACUUUUGGAGUCUUGUAUUGGUCCUCCACAGUUCACUGUCUUGAAGAUCUCUAAGUGCUAAAUUGAAGUCCCCUUCUGUGGAAGUUCUUGCAAGGUUUCGCAAACUGUUCAGGAGGUUGUCUUUCUUGUCUUUGUUAAUGCAAUAUACACAAGACAGCCUGGAACAGUUAUAAAACUGAGUUGUAAAAUCUCUCUGAUAAGAGAAUACAUGCUGCCAACCACUUCAGCUAACACAAGGCCUAUUGUAUGCUAAAAAUUAAACUACCAACAAAGGGUGCCUAGCAUGACCUGUGAGCCAUAGAGUGAAAUAAUAAUACUAUUACUACUACUACUACUAAAAAUAAUACUUAUAAUGCUAAUAAUAGUAACAAUACUAGUAAUUUAUUACUAUCAUUAUUGUUGUAAUAGUAACAUUGAUUUUUUCCAGGAAUCGAAAAUACACAUUGACCCUUUUGCUUCCAAGAUCUCAAUGUUAAUUAUCCUUACCAUCAUCUACACAUUUCUUAUUUUUUAAUUGAUCCUAAAAGAUUUCCAAAACUUUCUAGGACCAGAGGUCUUUUUCCAGGACUUUCCAGUUGUGCAAAUGCCAAAAUAAAAUUCUGGGACUUUCCAGGUUUUCCAGGACAAGUAUGAACACUGUUGAUAUUUUCAUGAAAUUUAAGUAAUGAUUUUGGAAUGUCUGAAGAAUUACUGGUAAUUGGCAAUAAUUUAUUUAUUUAAAUAAUUUAUUUAAAUAAUUUUUUUUCUUUUUUUGGGGGGGGGGGAAAAAAACUUAUUCCUAAUAAGUAUUGCCUCUCUAUAUUUCCCACUUGAAAUAAAGAAAAUGGUUAUAAAAUGGUUAUUAUCAAUAUUUACCAGUAUAUGUUUACAUACUUACUUGGAAACAGCCUUUCAAUGGCAUUGAUCUCAGCCUCACUGAAGUCCACCAUAAAGAAAUCAGGGUUCCAUGUUGGGUUCCCGUCCUUAAUGAGCUGUAGAGCUUCAUUAAUGGCAUCUGCAUUUUCCAGCAGAACCACAAAAGAAGCAACAACACAGUAAUCUACAUUGGUUUUCACACACAGAAAGAAUGUGGGGAGGGCAUAGCAUGAAGUUUUGUAUGUUGCAUCCAGUAGGAAAAUUUCACCGCCAUACUUAAAAAGCAGCUCUCUUUGCCACUUCGUCUGGGGAACAAGGAGGAGGUUGUUGGAUGGAUCACCUAUACUUAUUUUAAUUACAUCAGUGCUGUCUUCUUCCUUCAGUGACUGUGGUUGUUGAUAGGACUCACUAUCACUUGUAAGGCAGUAAGGCCUGAAAAAGAAAUUAUCAUCUGGGCUUUCUUCUUUCCACUUCUUGAUUUUUAAGUCAAGGUUUUCUUGAUCAAUUUGUGAAUGUCUGCACACCACUGUGGCACGAUACAUGUGGUUCCUGACAUCCAUGGUUGUUGGGAAGAACUGUCUGUUGGUUAGAUCUGGAGGCUGUUGGCCUGUGAAAAGUUCCUUCUUUACACAAUGAUGCAGGUGCUGUUGCAUUUCAGAAACACAAUUAACACCACUUCCAACAAGCUCAUGAAUUUUUUUAACCAGUGUCUCAUCAAUAGGCUGAAGUAGCCCAGCAGUCUGAUUACACAACAAGAAAGAAAGAAUAAUUGCUUUAUUAUUUAUUCAUUUAAAAAAUUACACAACCUCAUCCCCAGGUUUUCUUGGUCAACGGUUCAAUAACCUGGAGCCGGCUACUUUUGAUGUCAUUGGUUCAAUAUGAGAAAAUUUUUUCCAAAUUUGGUCAACAGCAGCUGUUUAUGAUGAAAUAUGUGAGUGGUUUUAACCUUUCAGAAACAGGGAAAUAUUUUGAAUGAAUAAUAAUGCAAAUUAUACCAACAUUACUAUCGGCAGUCCUCUGGUAGGGCUUUUCAGUAAUAGUUACAGAAUGUUAUAAUUACAGGUUACUGAACAUUGUAUUUUUUAAGAAAAUCCAUUUAAAAAGUCCAUGACAGCAUUCAAUUAAAACAGUGCCAUUGGAAAUCCCUCUCUGAUAAAAUUGUGAUAUUAUAGUCUUGACAUUGAGUUUGAGGAAUGAGUGCCAGUGUAGCUAAAAGAAGCUCUACAUGUAGUACAUUUUAUUGGUCUUUUGUUGUGAUGAAUAAUCUUUAUUCAUUCUUUAUAUAUAUUCGACAUGACAGUGGAAGCAGCACAGUCUACAGUAGACUGAUGAUCUGUGUGAAGUUAAGUCACCUUAAAUUCCCCACCAAACUUCAGUUUCCUGAUUCCAAAAAAAAUUUAAUUGAUGGCCAAGUACUUACCCUCCCCAUGGGGUGAAAUAAGUGAUCCGUAGGUUUAGGAAGUAAUAUGUAAAUACGCUCCUCUGUAGCUAUUGUUUGCCUCUUUUCUGACUCUAGGGAUGUUCUCAGAAAUUUUGACAUUGUCUCCCUUCUACUCUUUGUGUUCUCUGAAAUCUAACAAUACAAUGUUUUAAUUAAAAUAAUAUUUGAAAAAUUGGUUUCUAAAAUAUUCACUCUGUUUCCAUUACAGGUAAAUUUGUUUCAAUUCUGCACAACGAAAUGUCCAGGUUGUCUUAUCAUAUGUCCACUUCACCUGCAUGUAACACAAGGCCCAUUAGGAUUAAGCACCCUUUAUUAGGCUAGUGAUCAUUCAUGUUAAUGAUAGUGCCCCCUGAACCCUUAUUCAAUAAUUAAAAUAAAAUGACCUUAUUUUCAGGAUACUUGAUUAUUUUCCUUAGGUGGAUCUUUGCUGGACAGUCACAUUUCUUCGUAUCCUGUACUAUAAAGCACUGUUUGGUGUUGUUAUAGCAGUGAUCAGCAUUCUCCUUCUGAAACCAAAUAGAUUUAUUGGAUUGUUAGAUAGAGCAGUCAUAUGGGAAUAGUCAAGUUAUCAAUAAACUUAGAAGUAAUGAAAAGUAUCCUUUAAAAUAGUACUUGAUUCCUACCUUGUAAACUGCAGUCACAGUGGUCCUUUUUUGCGACUUUGCUUAUUUUAACAAAUGAAAUGUGAUAUGUCCUUUUACUUGCAAGUGGUAAAAAAGAAAACAUUAUUGCCUGCUAUUAGCCCUGAGGGAGAGGUGAGUGCUCACCAACUUGCUUAGAAAAAUCAGUUAGGACUUACCACCUUGUUAGCUUAAGAGCAAAUAGGUGAAGGUAAAUCAAUAACUAUGUAAUGCCCUACAUAUGAUAUCCUCUUUGGGAGUCCUUAAGUAAUAAUAUCAUCUUGUUUACAUUCUUAUUUAGUUAAUUAUUAUGCAUGCUUACAUCUUUUUUAAGUCUCUUUUGAGCCUCCUUCCUUUUGAGUGCCUUAUUUCUGUCUGGCCCAUUUUAGCAUUCUAAAACUUUGACCCCCACAAUUUGGAAUGGGAUGCCAUCAAAACUUAGUCUGCAUCCUGUCAUCUCCUGUGAGUCAGCCCAUUGUAUACGGUGGUUCUUAGCAUUUUUAUCUGCAUUUUCUUUUAUGUGAGAAGAGGAACCAAGCUAAGUUAGUAAUACGAUACAUGUACACAAACACAUACGUACAUAUGUACACAUGGGUGCUUAAAAUGGAGGGCCUGAAAAUCAAGCCUGCCCCACCCAGAUGUAGCCCAAGGACUGGUGUAAUGGAUGGGGAUGCUGGCAGCUGUGUGUCAAUAGCACUGAGUAGGGUUUUGACACUUUAAGCUUGAUCUUAAUUAAUUAAGCAUUUCUUGCCAACUCUUGCUGCAGGCUCACAGUAAAUUGACACUUGAAGCUAAGUUGAAUUUUAAUUACAUGUUAAUUUUGAAAGUCUAACUGACCAGUGUAAACCGAAGAAUAAUGAUGUGUACAUGUAUUCUUAAGAUAUCAAUAAUUAUUGGAAAAAAUUGAAAUCCCUUUUUUUAUUUUGAUUUAUCUAUAUUUCAUGUUAAUAACACGAUCUCACACGCCCCUGGCUUUAAAUACCUAUAGUGUCUAAAUAAAGUUAUACUUCACUUUACUUUACUGUCAGUAUGGUUUAUUUUGUAAAUCUUUACAUGUGAGCUUACUUACCCAACCUACUGCAAUUUGAAAAUCCUCCUGUUUGUUUAAAUACAGUGAAGCGUGUCGUCGUAGCUAUCUCGUACUGUUUUAUGAGUUCGUCAGCGCUGCUUUCAUCGUCAACAUACCCGGAAUAAGGGUCAAACUGUACGGUCCAUCUUGAAGCCCAAGGUGUACUGUUAUCAGCCAUGUUUGUUCUUCUACCAAACAUUUAGAUUUCCCGCCAAUAUUUACCCGCGAGCCGCAAAACAUAAAUGCAUGAGUGUUAAAUAUUAACUGGACCACCCCUUGACAAAUAUAUUUAUUAGUAGCAAAUAAGAUGUUGAACAAAAACCAAGAGAUCAUGGUCAAAUAAAACCUAAAGAUAAUUUAUUACAAACAGAAAAUAACUGUAUGUUUGUUACAAUCGAAAGAUUUUACAGUGCAAAGUUAUGCAAAUGAUCUUUGACCUGAAUCUGCUUUUGGUCGAUGAUAGCGAGGUCAGAGGAUAACAUCGACCGAAACUAUUAGGCCGGUCAUAUUUAAGUGUCGAUCCUCCUUUUAACGCCUUUAUAACAGGCUAGAUUUUUUCUUAAAUAUGUGAUCUAGACAGAAAUUAGUUUGUACAAGUUAUGGGAAGAAUACUUUCGCAAUAAAAUAUUGAAGAAUACGACGCUUUAUCGUCAGUCACACAGGUCACGGUCUCUUGAUUCGCCUGAAACGAGCAGAAAAAUAGAAGACUCUCGCUACGAUUCCGCUGUCAUGGGCUCAUCUGGUUUGGGACGAUGAUAUGUAUUGCCCUAGGGGUGUUGUCAAUUAAUCAGAUCGACCGAAACCAGGUCGACAACUUACGAACCAGCCAAACAUUUCGUUAACAGCGCCAUCGAUCAAAAUGUCAUUACACUCCAACAAAAGACCCGCUUUUCUGUUCAAAUCUGCCAGAAACUGGCUCAAACGCACUUCCUAUUCCAUGUGUACACUGUAAAAUACGCUUUAACAAGAAUAAGCGGAAGUCACGUUGUAACCUGCGGAUAGUCAUACAAGAUGCCGCUGAUAUGUCGUGGGCUCAUCUGGUUUAGGACGAUGAUAUAUAGUGCUUUCCGAAAAGAAGCUUGUAUGAUAUCCAAGAUCAUCCAUUGCGUUACAUUUCAAGGACGUCUGCGAAGGAGCUCAGCACGACCAGAAAGCAACUUGAUACCACUGUUGAAAACACAUGGCGAGGAUGCCAUAUGUUUUGUAAUGGAUUCCGAUUAAGAGAGAACCAUGCUUCAUUCGAUAAUGAAGUACCUUCCCGAAUACGUAUCAGAAAUAAAGCCAAAUGAUUCUGGGUGAUGUAGUGUCUCGCCUGUUUGCGUAUUUCUUUCCUUUGGCAGUUAAGUAUAUCACCAUUCUGUUUUUUGGGUUUUUUUUUUUUUACCGAAAAAGCGCAACUGAUUCAAUAAACACCCACACCGAUGUCACAAAAAGAAACAUCAGGUAUGUUUCACCGAUUCCUCUCAGACAUUUGAACAAAAGGUCAGACGAGCUUCAUUUGACAACAGAACCAUUCGUCAGCUUUGCAAAAAUAGACCAAUUAUUACUGUUUUGCGAUCAUCUAGGCUUCCUUAAGCAUAAAAAAAUACUACACUGGUGAGGAGAAGAAGUAAAUGGCUGAUACUCUUUACUUUUAAUGUUAUGUCAAAUAUCGUCUUCUGAUAUUCACUGCUCGUUACCGAAUGUUCAGACCUGUUCAAUGACCAUUUCAAGAUCAACUUGUGAAAGAUCCGUGAUUUAAUAAAUCUCGAGUGGUUUUGAUUGUUAUAUUAAUGCCAUUAAGAUCUUAUUGAAAGACAUACAAAAGAUUUUGAUUUUUUUCGCUUCCGAUUUGAGCCGAGGCCCGACCAAUGCGGCAGGAAAUUUUGAAAGGAUUUAACCCCGAUCUAGCUGACAAUUCGAUCACCAGAUCGGAUAAAAAACUGUGUGAAAGAUCACCACGCCUAAAAAUCUCUGCAAUUUUUACAUGCAUCAGUCACAAACUGUAGAAAACAGUAUUUUUGUCUCUGGGAAGGCGCGAUUCUCACGCCUCGCAAUUUCCGCUCUUCCCCAUCCUUUUACAUCAUAAAAGAGUCAGCGGUACCAGCCUUUCACGCCUCGCGAGAUAUUGACACACAUAAACCAGUUAAUACUUCAGUAGAAUAAUCCAUGGUUUAUCUGACUCCUAAGUAUAAUACAACACAAUACUGGAUGUUAUAAGUUAUUGACCUCUAUCACGUAAUACCUGAGGGUUACCAAGUAUGUGGAUUUCUUUCCUCAGUGUUGUUUGUCCUUCGCCUUGUUAGAAAAAAGUAAUGAUGAACUGACUUGGCAUUUCCCCAAACAAAAGAGCGUUAUUCCUGCAGGAUCUCCUGUUGGGAUAAUCCUGUCUCUUCCCUGAUUAUUUACAUGUCAAAUUGUGGGUGGGUAAACGUUUGAUACGGAUUCGAGAUUCAUCUAUCAACAAAAUUAACUUCGCUAAAAUAACGAUUACUGCUAAUUUCAAUCGUGGCGCGUGGGUUACAACCGCAAUUUUAAUGUCUCAAAACCAGACAAAAAACUUUCACAUCGCAGAUUUCCUCUCCACUCAAUUCUUGUCCUUUAUCAUUGUUGUUCUUUGUUAGAACAAUUUAGUUUCUAAAAACUGAAUCAAACCACUCUUAGUCUGAGUUGAUCAAUAUUUCUUACAACUAAUAUUUCCUCCGUGUGGCUUAACAAAGAACCCCAUCGAGCAAGUGUGAAUGAUGCCUCGCUAGCGCCUAGACACACAGAAAACUUCUGUUCUUCUCAAUUUUCUAACCGUAAAACAAAGCCCCCCUUUUUUCUCCAGCUACCCCAACGUUUCUAAACAGAUGUUCAACUGUCACCUUUCGCUAACUUAACCUACGGUCCAAAAUUUUGGAAAACUUGCUUGGUAAUUCUUUUAACUAUAUGAUAAAGAAUUGAUUAAACGAAAAGUUCGGAAUGUUUAUUUCUAAUGUGGUUUGUAGACGAUUCAGAGCUCCGUGAAACUUCAGCUUCGCUAAAAAGUGGACUUUUACUCCGUUUUUCAGAGGAAAUGGAAACAAAGCGUCCUGUAAUUCAGAUCAUCGUGUCAUUUUAUUCGUGAACGAGUGAAACAUGGUUAAGUUUUUGCACCCAUCCACUGAUUGGCAUCCAUUCCUAUACAGCAUAAUUUUGAGAUAAAAAUAGAUCAAAAAGAAAAUAAAAAGUAUUUAACCAUUUGGAAACGUUUCAGCAGCUUCAAAAGUUGUGUUAAAGAGGUGUGGCCACCCGGCUGUUACGCUAACCACUGUCUGAACCGCGGUUUCGGGCGCAACAAUUUAUGCUGUCUAGCACCUUCUAUUCUUUAAGAGAAUUGCUGCCAGGAAAUUACGAAAAUAUGAAUCAAUGAUGGGAAAAAAUAUUUUUCUCUAUUAAAAUCCCUUAUUAUUUUGGCAUCAGAUACGCGUUUCAUAGCCAUAUAUUACGAAUAUUUGGCUGUCUGAGAAAUUCUAAGAGUUGAGGGAAAAGGAGGUAUUGAAUCGAAAACACUUCAAGUCGGCACUGUAUAAACAAAUAUUAAGAGUUUCUAUCCAAUUACCGCUUCCUAUUUAUUUCAAAUAACCAGUUGUUGUGAGAACUAUGGGAAGUAAUCUUGAAGUAUUUUGUUCAGAUGACACCAAGGCCAGCAAGAAGUUUGAUCGAUUUUUUUAAGUUGUUAUUUAGAAAACUGUUGGCAUAACGACAGCACUAAUCGAUUAAGAAACUCCAAAGGAAAAACAAGAAAACAUGAAAGUUUUUAAAGUGUCUAAAAGCGAAACUGAGCCACACCUUGCCCAAUGGUUUAUUUCUAAUAACGAUAUUUCCGGUGUUCCAUACUGUGAUGCUAAAAUCAAAUAGUAAACGUUAUGUUAUCUUUUUUAAGGUUAUAACCCCAGUCAGUCAAAGAAUAAGGAGAUAUUCGCUUCGAUUUCUUGAGCGUAGUUUCGCCCAAAAUUUGUCAAAUUUGACAGAUAAUAAUUUCAGGUGAAUUCGGCGGUCAUUCCUGUACAAGUUGGGAUUCCAGACGUUGUUGCUUUAGUCCUAACCAAAAUCUCACCCUGUACAUGAACAAAGUACGUUAUAUUUGAAAACGGUCGUGGAAGCUUCUAGAUAAUAGACCACAGAGAUGGCCGGCUUUAAUUCCUUCGUUAAAUCGGUAAUAUUCAUACUUCGUAACAUUUUUUCAUAUCCGCCCCUCCUCAGAGUCCUUUCACCUUCCGCGGCUCCGCCAGAGCUCCCUUGGCUCCUCGGCUUUCGUGAGGAAGGCCUUGAACGCAGCGAAACUUGAAAAAUUUGCCAUCAGAGCUCUCGUCUUUGAAGUACGCAAACCGAAGUUAUUUUAAGAUGUGGUUUGGCAUCCAACGCCUACAAAAUACAGGAAUUUCUUUUUUUUUAUUCACUAAUGACUCAUUAGAAUUCGGAAUUCUUUUGUUUCUGCCAUUGUGGUUUUUAAACGGUUCCCUAAUAGUUCUUCUAGUAUCGGCCAUUGUUUACCUCCGAUUCUUUAUGUUCGUGGCAAAGAGAUCUAGUUUAGAUUCAUUCACCAUUAAACCUCCUCCCCCUCAUCAAAAUUAUCAGCGGUAAUUUUCACUUAACCAGCAAGUCGCGUGGGCAACAACCGUUGCCUUCUUGGAAUUAAAAAGAACACACACAGACACACUCCUCCUCCUUACCUGAACAUCUUAUCCUGCUUUUGAUUCUCUCUAAAAACCACAGCCUUGAUUUUUUCGUUAAAAAAAGCCAAAUUCGCUCUAAAUCAAAGCGAUCUUUCAACCUUUUUGAAACCUUCCACACGGCAACUGAUAGACCUUCUAUUAACCUUAUCUGACAUUAUCUUUUAUAGAUACUCGCUUAUUAUGUUAUACAGUAAAGAAGACAAAGGAACUGCUCGUUAAGUUUUUUUCGUUAGGAACAAUCGGUCUUACAACUGUUGAAUAAAAAGCACGUUUUUGUAAUUGUAUACAUUAGCAAUCUUACGGCGGCCUGUUAAAAACCUGACCGAAAUAUUCAGUCGUGAUUUGUUUUGUAAUUCGUCUCAACCUUAACAAUCCUUGCCUAUCUUCUUUAAUUUCUGGCCUUUUCGCCCCACGCUGAUGUUUUUCUUUCCAUUCCGACAAAUAUUUUGAGAUAACUCUCACCUCGAAGAUUCAGGUCUGAUAAUUUGCGUGUUGCAGGUAAACAGCUAAAUUUCUCAUCACUCAAAAGUUCACUUCUGAUGUUCCUUCGGGCAAUUUCGUCAUUUUGUGAAAUGUCAUUUGGCAGUGAAAUCAUCCUUAUCAAAAUAUCUAUUAAAGUCGAUGAAUCUCGGAAAAUUUUUGAAGCGCUCUUAGUUGCAGAAACGUAAGCUUUGAACCCCAUGGGAAAUCACAGUGACAGUUCUUGUGAUUAAAUUAAAUCAAAGCUGGCUUGCGCAAAACCAAUCUAAGGCACAGAGGUUCUGUAAUUUCAGAACACCAAAGAAAGUUACGCAAACGUGAAGUCGGUUUGUUUCCGCGGUCCACGGCUUACAAGAGAGUGGAAGAGACUAUACAACGGCUAUGUGGAAAAAUGGUCAGCCUGGGUGGGUGUUUUUACGUUAGAAAGGUGUGGUAAUUAUUUAAACAAAUAAUUCUGCAAUAAUAAGAGAAUUGGUGACCACAAAAUAGGCCAAAAUGGCUGAAACGACGGAAACGACAAGAAUUUAUGCAACACAGCUUCUUUUCUAAAAUUAAGGUGUUGCAAAUUCAGAGGAAAUUUCAAAAAUCCUGAUCUUGUCUUAAGAACAACCAAAAUACCAUAACAACUUGCGACGGUUCUGAUAAAUGAGAUUAGAGGGCAUCAUUAUUAUGUAAAUUGUUUUGCGAAAAUUCAAAUACUGCUCGUUUAUACGUGACUGGUCAUAAAAUAUUUGACAACAGCCCGUUGCGCGAGGAUGCGUGACACUAGCGCAGGAAACCAAUCAUAAACUGUGAGUGACACCCCACGCGGAAGCUGUUUAUUUUCGUCAGAGUCCUGCCUUUUCUAUAUGUAAUGAUUGUAAACAAGUUGCGCAUAGUUUAAUCCAUCCUUGAACUCCUCGAGGUGACGACUGAUGCGGAGGUAUUUACACGAAUUACGCCUCUCUCGUUAUAAAUUCAGCUGAGCGUUUCGACGUUACAGAGUUAGUGGAUUCGUUGAAGUCAAAGCGACUGGUGAAUUAAGGAACAUGGCGACUUUGUACGCGGAGCUUUUCGUGAUUUUUGCCCUGAUUCUUGUUACGGUGGAUUCUCAGUCAGGCGAAAGAAGUAAGUAAACACAUUGUUGUUUUGACAAAAAGCCGAUUUCUUCUGAAAUUGGAGCGUUUUUAAUUUGCUACUUGGAAAAUUUUACAAAAGUUAGCUCUCUGAAUAGGACUUAACUUAAGCGGAAAACUGAAGAAAGAACUGAAAAACUUCGCCGAAAUUUGAAAUCAGUGUAAUUCAAGAUUGCUCAUUUUGUUCUAGCUAAUUAGUCUUGCAUCCCUUUUGAAGGUUUUUUUUUCCUUUUUUUUUUGGCUUGGAGAAUGGUUUAUAUGGGGAAAAGUUUCGUUUUCAACGCGUCUUUUUACAGCCUGUGGGUAAAUCUGCAUGUUCUAAAGUCGUAUUCUACCAAAAAACCUUUUAAUGAUUUACCAUACAUCCUUAAUAUAUUGACUGGAUACCAUUGUCGCCAGAAUCAAGUAUCAAACUUUUCAAUUCUAAUAUUCUUUUUAUCCUUAAGAAAUUGAUUUACCUUCGUCGGUUAAAAAUUCCAGUUAAGACUAUUUGAAGACGAGAUUCAAGCAAAAUUUCUACCACCACAGGAACGAUCAAUAGGCCAAAGUCUCUAAAAUAUUUCAGACAAAUGAUUUAAUCAAUGAUUAGAAGUCAUUGAGCCCUAGCCAGACCCGAAAGCUUCUCAGCCAUAUUGCUUUUAGUAUUUUGUUUUUACGAUAAGAUCUUAGGAACACUGUGAUAUUCCGAUAUCUCGCCAAUGUUUACCAAACUCGUAGUACCCCCAUGUAGGUACCAUGCUGCCUAAUUGAUUGCUCAUGAUUGCCGAGGAACACGUAUCUUUGGCUGUAAAAAUUCUUUUCGUUUUCCGAGGACAAAUUAGCGAAAAUUGACUGUUAGCAACCGUUUAUGGUUUUGCUUUUAGAAGGAAAAAGAGAGAAAAAGUUGUACAUCUUUUUCGCUUCAUUUUUCGCAAGAGUUAUCAACUACUAAAAAGAUAAUUUGGUUUUAGAAGAUGAAAUAACAGUUUCGUUGACCGUUGGCGACGGACACCUAAAACUAUGUAUAUUUUAACUUCCACGAAUAACUAACAAAAAGAAAGAAAAUUCUCGUUUUCAUUCUCCAUGACUUGGCUGAAAUUCCUUAAUGCAGGCUUUAUUUCCUUGAAGGUAAGCUUUUUAAGCUAAUCGUCUUAAAAGGUCUUGCUAAAUAUAGCAUAUCCCAUGAACACUUCCCUUUAAUUUCGAAACUUUAUUUUCUCGGGAAAAGUUCAAGUUUGAUGCACCCUAAAAAUGUUGAUAGCUGCUGUGUGAAAGGAAGCGAUUAUUGAAGCUAACUAUGCCAGUCACUUUCUUUAUUUUUUCAUCUUGUAAACAUUGCGAAUUAAGACAAUUAGUUCUGAUUUGAUAGCGGUAGAGGCCACUCAACAGGAAUCUGGCGGAGCACUUUAAGCCUCAUAAACCGGAUCAGAGUUUGCGUUUUUUGGCAAAAAGAAUCAAAUACUACAAAGAAAGAGGGGCUGUCUUGCCGCGAUUAUAUCGCUUUUCGUUUGUGUAUUUAUGUUGGAACCGGACAUGCAAAGCGACAAUUAAAUCUUGUCACGUUCUUUCAGGGUCAAAAAUUUCCUUUGACUAAAAUCAACAUUCCGCCGGCCUUGCUUGGAGGACUGCAUUACAAUAUCGAGUAAAGUAUACUUCACACAAGCAUCUUUUAAAUGCUAUUAAAAACUAGUGCGGUUUUGCGGUUUGCCCUGACCUUCUAAGGCCGAGGCAAUUUUAAACGGAAAAUUUUGAGCAUCAAUACAAGUCUUCCUUUCAAAUGCUCAAAACAUUAGAAAGCUUCCAAUAUUACCCCAUGAAAUGUAUUUGAAAAGCCCUUUGAAAGCCACUUCCUGGGUGAAGUCUUAACUUUUAAUUAACACGUGAUAACAACUAUAUCAUAAUAUCAAAGUGUAUUCGCUCUUAGACAGACACCUUUAAGUCAUCUCUCCUGGAAUACUGUCACAAGACCUUUUUUCCUAUUCUUACAAACUAACUUUGGCAAGAUUUUGCACGGAAUCCGUAGAUUACAGCAAAUCUAAAUUUUUUUCCAGAAUUGUGACUGCGAAUAAAAACUACUUUGUCAACUACAUUAUGCCUGCAUGCAGUGAAGCAACCUGUAUUUUGAAAUGAUACAACGUUUUUGUUAGCCAGCUGGUGUUUUCUGUCAAGAAAAAUCUUGUUUUGACAUUGAAAGGAAUGACAGACCACAGAAAUUGUAAAUAGCUUGUUGGAUGCGGUAUGACAUGCUGCAAAUCAUUCAAAAGUUAUGAACAGGAGCAAAUUCACUAUCACUUUUUCCAUAAGAUGAUAAAAAUUGUCUGAAAAACUAAUUCGAUACUUUCUUUUUGUGCCAUGUUCUUUUUGGGUUGGAAAUUAAGAAAGAUAAAUUUGAGAAGACUUUCAACUGAAACAUAUCAAGUGGAAGCUGACACAUAAUCUCAUAAUCGCAAACGGGCACCUCCGCUCGACUGCCUUCACUGAAAUCUCAUUUGAACACUCGCAUUUCAACGCUGCAUUUCACAUUCUUGUCAGCAAGACUAUGAUGCAGUGACCAGGAAUUAAAACUUUCAUAGCCCACCCUUUUGCAGGUGGUCCGUUAGUAUUUGGGAAGCAAACUCUCCCUAAAAGUUAUUUCGAUCCACGCUACGAUCACUGACUCACCCGUUUACUAACUCAGCACCUGGAAAAGACGAUUGCGAGUGUAUAACCGAACCCAACCACAAGGCGUUGCUUCUCUUGAUUGAUUACAAUUCCUUCUAAGAAUGCAUCAAUGAAAAUGAAUUAAUUUGAUCUAUAUACUCCUCCAUCAGAACAAUGUACUCAGAAAUCAGACAUCGUAUUUGUGGUGGACUCUUCGGGGAGCAUCUCCAGACGAAACUUUAAAAGAGAGAAGCUAUUCGUUGAAGAAGUCGCCUCAACCUUCAAGAUGGGCCCCGACCAAUCACAAAUCGCCGUUAUCUCAUACAGCGAGAGCGCUCAAGUCGACAUCAAAUUCGGGGAAUAUACCAACGUUAACGAUUUCACCGCUGCAUUGGGCGCAGUGAAACAUCAACGAAAAAGAACACGCAUCGACUUAGCACUUAAACUUGCUGCCGAAAAAGUCUUCACCGCCGAGGGUGGAGCGCGUCCUAACGUCACCAAGGUGAUGGUCAUUUUGACAGACGGACAACAAACUGAGACGAACGAUAGUACACCGCUGGACGAGGCUGUACGGCCGCUUUUGGACAUGAACGUGACCAUUUUUGCUGUCGGUGUUGGGAGCGCUAUCGAUAUUACCGAGUUAUUAGAGUUGGUGGGUUACAAGGAUGAGAAUUUGUUCAGGGCGGAAAAUUUUGAUCAACUGGCAAGAGACAGUGUAAAGGUUGCUACUCAAACAUGUAAACAACUACAGCCAGGUAAAAUUGCUUAUAUCUUUUUUAUUGACAUAAAGCCCAUUGCUAAACUUCACAAUAUGAACGCCGGCGAGAAGAUAAACCCCAAGUUGCUUGCUUCUCGAGAUUCUUUUAUAUUCCCCUUCACUUUUCUCUACUCGUUCCCUGUGGUAUUAACACGGAGAAUCUGUUAAACAAUCAAGAGCUACUUAAGUUAGUGAUUAUAUCCUUUAUUCUCAUGAGUGACCAAGAAAGAAUUUCUCCUUACGAUAUAAAUACAAUAUCAACAAGAUAAGUGAUGAGAAUAAAGAACAAUAUCAAUUUGAGAAUAAUUAUUUGAUCUAAUACUAAAUUCUCUGAACUAACAUUAAAAGAAUUGUAUGGUUGACGGUAAAGAGAAUUACAAAUUCGAUCUGGGAGUGAAAGGGUUAAAGGGUUAAAGGGAACCGUGCUCCGAAAGCUAAUAGACUGUUAUCUCCCCCACUGGUCCAUAUGAUUGUUUCGUUAAAAAUGAACGAGAAUCACGUGAUUUAGAACAUUGAUUGACAGUUAAGCUUUGCACUUUACAUCAUAUUUCAGUCAGGAAAAUCAAUUUCAAAAGGAAAGGUCUAGUGUAAUUUGCUAACCCUAAACAGCCUUUAAGCUAACCUGUAGCCAGCGGCACGCCACAGAAAUCGAAUAAUUGCAGUAUCGUCUCAAUAAACAACAAUCAAAUUAUACGAUUUGUGGUGGAUCAGUUCAUCGGCAAUACUUUCUCUGCGGAACAAUGAUAAUAAUCUUAAAAUAUCAUCGCAUUUCCUUAUUCUGCCUAGAUCUCACGGCUACUGAAAAAAAGUGCAUCUUAAGUCAUUUUAAAUCAGCAAUUCGACAGAGAUCCCUAAUUAUGUAGCACUUACCCUUCCAAAGAGGGAGGAAAUAUUUCUCUGAGUUACUUCUGGUUAUCAUUAGGGAUAUAACUUAAUAUAAUCAGAAGCGUUGCAUCGAGAAAUCGGGUUAUUAAUUUUUAUGAUAUCGAUAACGCUCUUCGAAUCAUUUGCGUUUCAGUUCAUGGUAACUGGUCUGCCUGGGCAGAAUGGAGUGACUGUUCUGCUUCUUGUGGAGGAGGGAUCCAGGGACGUCGACGUUACUGUAUAAAUCCACCGCCCAAAAAUGGCGGCCGAGAUUGCUCUGGCAAAGGAUACGAUGUUCAGAGAUGUAAUACGCAAGGUUGUCCAGGUAAAGUGCCAAAUAGUUGAUGUUUAUUAAGCUUCUCUUCCGGAAACAACCAGAGUAGUGGGAGACGUAGAGAUCAUGAAAUAUAUCUGGACUGGACUAGACUGCACUGGACACCGGAUCGAAAGUUCCGGUUUCGAUCUUUGAGAAAGACUCUCGAUUCUUACAAAACGAAACGUUUUUUAUUUUAUUUCUAUCGUCCGUUUUUAUUGAUUUAAAAUCACGAUGUAGAGGUUUAAUACGGGUGACAGUGGAACACCGUUCGUGUUAUUAAAAAAGUCGCAAGAGUUUGAGUUCUCGUGAGUAUACUCUAAGGUUGUAGUUUGUUGAUAAAAAGAGAACAGAAUGGGAAUACAAAAUUAACUAGGAAUGGAGAAGAGGAAGUGACCGCUAAAUCAAAAGAAGCCCAAAAGUUAUCUUUAGCUAGGGCUUCGAAAUACCAGAAGUGAAAUCAUGAAGCGCCCCUGCACGAAUAUAUCUGAGGAUAGGAUUAAAACGAAUUUAGAUCCUGCUCAUUUGAUUUGGUUCAUGGUUCACUGACAUCUCAUCUGGAAAUCUACUACAGUAAACGGAUCCUGGACUGAGUGGAGUGACUGGGGUUCCUGUAGUCUUACCUGUGGUGAUGGCGGAAUCAAGAAACGUAUUAGAACUUGCACCAACCCUCCCCCGGCCAACGGUGGAUUGGAGUGUGAGGGAGCUGGGGAGGAGACAGAAGCAUGCAAAGCUGGAGAGUGUCCAGGUAUGUAGAAUAUCCGUUUACACAUUUUUGGGAAACGUUUAAGCCUUUGACUACUUAUAUCAAAAAGUCGAUUCUCUGUACUGUUUGUCAUGCAUUUCAUAUUGUUUUAGCUCCAAGAAUUUGCUGUUUAAUUGAACAGUAAACCAUGACUACAAUUUUUCUUUCUUCCUUUUACAUGUUUUAAAAAUGUUGUAAUAUUACUCUUAGUAAAUCUAAAGUAAUAAAAGUUAAACAGCGUAUAUCCUCAGCAAUUUUCUAAACAACUUCCUAUCAGAAAAAUGGCAACAGAUUGUCGCUAUGUGAAGAGUGAAAGUUCCAGUGUUUCAAAAAACAAUAUGACGCUUUUCGACAGAGAAUCCAAAAAUCAAAUCGAGGGUCAUCAUAAUAGCCAAUCAGGACAAAGGAAAUAAACAGUAGCCAAUGAGAACUCGGAGAAAAAAUUAAGCAAACAGACCGAGGCGCUGGAAUUCAAAUUGAGUUAAGUUUUGAAUAUGAGUGAUUGAGAUGAUGGCACGACCUUCCUGGACAAAUCACAAAGCGUGGCAAACAACACUAAAUAAAAAAAUUUUUCUCUGUCAAGCGUUUCUCAAUAGAACUUGCGAUGACUCCGACAAAAACCGUUUAAUAGAAGAAAUGUCAUCUAAUUUUCUUUAUAGUGGAUGGAAAAUGGGGCGAAUGGAGUGACUGGGGUGUUUGCUCGAGGUCAUGUGGAACCGGAAUUCAAUCACGCUUUCGAGACUGCGAUAAUCCACCACCAGCACACGGAGGAAAGCAGUGUCCAGGGUCCAGCAAAGGAGACGCGCAACUGCAGCACAAAUAACUGUCCAGGUACAAAAUUGACUAAGGUCAAAGGAGUUACGUUAUAAAGACAGUUUAUACAUUUCGAUUAAGUAUCGCAAAACCUAAGUACUCACAACAGCCAAUCAUGGCAGAGGAUGGAAUCACAAGGAGUCAAUCAAAACAUAGUAACAAAUAAACUGCCUGAAGCGCGAGAAAAGGCGAAUGACUACCAGUUCUUUCAGUUUUGAAUCUGAUUGAUUAAGGACGUGGUAGUAGGUUUCUGGAUCAAUUUACAUAUCGAAAAAUGCAAAACCGAGGCAAUACCAAGUUUAUUCCGACAACCAGCGGAAAAUUUCUCUAACGGAAGGAAACAUUGAAAUAUUUAAGAGACCUUGUUGUUACAGAGAGACUUCAAGAAAGUAGGAACAGAUCAAAGAUACGAGAAUGGCUAAGAAUGUCCAAGAUUAACACAUAUUUCAAAUUAAGAACUUAAAAAUUAUCUUAUAACAACGAUACAAAUCCUUUUAAGUUUAAAACAGCCCGAACGGUAUUUAAAAACCUCACUUAGAAGUGGAGUUUAAAUUAUAUUUGGCAGCAGCGCAUCUUUUCAUCCAUUUACCGCAAAUUGGAAACCACCUCAUAAAACACUUAAGAGUCCCGCAUAAAGAAAAUUUCAUUUCUCUUUGUUUGAUCGGUCGUUAACUAUGGUUUCAUAAUGAUGAUUAGAGUCAUGAUAUAAAACAUACACCUGUUUGAAAUCGUCAAACCAAAAAGGAAGUAUGACCAGGUUCAAAAUUUGAUAAUCUUUUUUAAUCUCUAGUGGACGGUGGGUGGACUGUCUGGGAUCAAUGGGGCAGGUGUUCGAAAUCUUGUGGCGGUGGGUCACAAACCAGCUCUCGCACGUGCACAAAUCCUCCCCCGGCACAUGGCGGUAAAGAAUGCAGCGGAGAAAGUGAACGGUCACGUGAAUGUAACACGCAGCCCUGUCCAAGUAAGAUAAUAACAUUAAUUAUCACAUAAACUGCGGUGUUAUACACGGAUUUCUGGCCCUGAGAAAAGCCGUAACAACACACGUAAAAAAAAAUAUCGUAUUUUUUCACGUGUGUUGAUAUAGCCCAUCAGCUGCUUAUACGUCACUCGCCUUUGGCGCCACUCGGUCUGGUUGAUGAAUGAACGGCAAAGCCUUCACGAUUCUCAAUGCAAGUUGUUUGUCGGAGUUUUCUCCAAUUAUGGCGGCUAAAACACUAAAAAAUCCGUAUCGCUGGCAGACAAUGAGGUUCAAACUUUCUUAGAAAGGGAAGAAAACCAAUGUACUAAAAGAAAAACCGAAAGUUGCGUAUUCAGUGGCUUCGGUGUUAGCAUUUCUCUCGUCUGAGAAUGAAAAUCGACAACUGGAAGAUUUGCCGAUUUUGGCCGUUUACUUAAGCUUGAAAGAAUUCUUCUGUCGGUAAGGACAAAUUUAAUAAAUGAGAAUUUUGUAAAUUGAAAAUUACGACCAUUGUUGUUUUUGUAAUCAUGAUUCAACGCAUUUUUCCAUCUAAAGAGUCAGCGCUAACGCACUCUACGAUUAUUAUUCGAGGAUUGCCGAUUCAUUUAUUUUCAUUCAUUAAUGAAGUCGGCUUUUCUUCCCAAUAAAGGGCUAUUGUGUUUAUAUGAUAAACAAAAUAAUACAUGGUUGCUUGUAGAUAUGAAAUUUCUCUUCUCGUGUUCAACUCGAUGAGAAAUUCCAUAUCUACGCGCGCCCAUGUAUUAUUCUCUAUUUAUUGUUUGACUGGCUCCAGGAAGAAAAUUUGUGAUUCCUUUACUUUAAUGAAUCUUUGUAAUUUCUAGUCGACGGUAGAUGGAGCGAGUGGAAUCAAUGGGGCACUUGUUCUAAAUCUUGUGGCGGUGGAACACAGAACAGCUCUCGCACGUGCAUAAAUCCUCCUCCAGCACAUGGUGGAAAAAAUUGCAGCGGAGAAAGUGAACGAACUCGUGAAUGCAAUACGCAGCCCUGUCCAAGUAAGAGCAACGAUUCUUCUUAAAUACACUAUUCCUUCACAUCAAUCGUUAAUCGAUUACUGGAGGCUCAAGACUAAACCUCAAGAAAAGUCUUUUUGUCGCGUCCACUAUAUCAAGUCUUUCAAGAUAAAUGUAGGGCAACAUCAGUAAUCCUGAUAAGAACGAAUCAUGCUCUAAACAAUUCAACCUUCUGUAAAUAGUCUUAAGAGACUUCCUUUGGUAAAUGCAAACGCACAUCAGUGAAUUUCAUCGGUCCCUCGGCAAUCUAAUAUGAGUGAAGCUCGAGUUAUCAGUGGAAGGGAACCUGACCAUUAAUAAGGCUCAUCCGCAUGUCCUAUUAAAACGUUAAGCUGUUAAAUAGUUUUUACGGGUGAGCUGAACUGGCAAAAAAAAUACUUUUAAGUAAAUAAGUACUUUUAAAAAAGCACAACCCAGCCUUGUGAAUGAGUUGAGAAGGUGGAACAAUUUGUUUUUCUCUAAAGGAAUUCUUAGAUAUGGAAAUUUAGCACCAAAACUUCUCUUAACGAAUGUUAGUUUUUUAGGUUCGUCAUAGAUUUCCCUAAAAUCACUUUUGACAUGGUAAUUGAUUUUAAUCAAGAGAGAAGAAGCUUUCUGUUACUAUCCUAGUUGUUACUGAUCCUAUGCACAUAGAAUCUGAACAUGAUAGUGUUUCCUUCACAGUUGAUGGUAGUUGGAGUGAUUGGAGAGAGUGGGGUCCUUGUACAAAAUCCUGUGGUGGUGGAGAACAGAGGAGAACACGAAGUUGCACCAAUCCAUCACCUGCAUUUGGUGGCAGAAACUGUAUUGGAGAACGACAACAGACACAAACCUGCAAUCAGAAUGUGUGUCCAGGUGAGCUAUUUCUUCUUCAGCUAAAUCUAAUUCUGCUGCUCGGUUACCUUGGCUAUGACUUCUGCAAGUAGUUCAACACUGCACUACACUACCAUUUCCUUUUUUUUGAAGACACCUGUUGUAAGUCAACGGAUAACUUUGUCAGCUAUUUUUUCUCGCAAAGAUAAGGAUCAAUGUCAGUAUCUAAGGCACAACACACCUACCCCUCCCCUAACACAACCUUAACCUUAACUUGUCAUCACUUGACUGCUUUUGGCUCAGGGAGGGUAAGGUAUGGAGUUGCUGAGUUACUGACUUUCAAGAGGUAAAUAAGCAAAGAAAGGAUCAAUGUCAGUAUCUGAGGCACUCUACACCUACCCUAACACAACCUCAACCUUAACUUGUUAUCACUCAACUGUUUUUGGCUUAGGGAGGGGAAGGUAUGCAGUUGCUGAGUUACUGAUUUUCAAGAGGUAAAUAAGCAAAGAAAUUGAGAUAAAGUUUUAAUUUUUAUCUACUACCAUUCUAGUGGACGGUCAGUGGAGCCGCUGGACGGACUGGACUAUCUGUUCCAGGACAUGUGGAAUUGGACUCAAGAAACGCUCUCGAACUUGUACAGAACCAGCACCUGCUCACGGAGGCAAGGGUUGUGAGGGAUCAGCGGAUGAAACACGGGAAUGUAGCGAGAGAAUUUGUCCAGGUUAGCGUGUGAUCCAUUCUUCAGCGAAAUAAUAAAACCUUUCCUUCCAGGAUUUGGAAACCAACGUCGGUUUCUGUCGAGAGUUUUAAUUUUCAUGAAGGGCUUUCCAGGAUUAAUGGUGGUUUUAUCAAAUUUCUUGCACAGUUGACGGUGGAUGGAGUGAAUGGAAGGGCUGGACGCUAUGUUCAGCUUCAUGUGGUAACGGAACUCAAGAACGUGAACGCUCGUGCACAGAACCACGCCCAGAAUUUGGUGGGAAAGAUUGUGAUGGUAUCAGUCGGGAAACCAAGACAUGUCAAACAAUACCAUGCCCAGGUUAGUUUGUUAUUUUAAUGGAUUCAUCGAGUAAGAUCCACUUGUACGAAUGGAGUCACAAACUCCUUUCUAGUAAUAAAAACUUCUAUCAAGUUCGGAACAUCAGACAUAAUGUUUCUUUUUAACAGUGCAUGGUCAGUGGAGUGAGUGGAAGGAAUGGACAUCCUGUUCAAAGACUUGUGGCACUGGAACACAGGAAAGGGAACGUUCGUGUACCAAUCCGCCCCCAGCGUUUGGUGGGGAGGAUUGCGUCGGCUUGGGAAGGCAAAUCAAAUCAUGCCAGGAAGAAACUUGUGCAGGUAAAAGAAAUCAAAUUGCUCUAUACAUAUUGAUUCAAAAGCAAUCUAGGUGAACAAUUUCAACAAAUUCAUGCCUCUCACCUUGAAGUUAUUUUCUCUUUUUUAUUCCCCAGUUCACGGAGGCUGGAGUCCCUGGAAGGACUGGGGCCCUUGUACCAAAACAUGUGGAUCUGGACAACAAACAAGAGAGCGAAAAUGUGAUAGCCCCAGGCCAGAACAUGGAGGAAGACCGUGUGAGGGGUCUGGAGAACAAGCGCGAGUGUGCAACACCAGGCAAUGUCCAAGUAAGAUUCUCACCGUUGCUUCACCGUUGCUUAACCAUUUUCCUGUAUUUUAAAAAUACAUGUGGGAGACUGGUAGCCCAGCGGUUAGUGAGCAAACUCCGGGCUGAGAGGUGUGGUUUUAAGCCCUAACGUAGUCACCGUGUUGUGUGUUUAGACCCAGAGGUAUGGCUGAGGUGCCGGCGAAAUGUUAGGGAAACCUAGCGAAACGUAGGGUGGAGGGGAGGGGAGGGGAGGGGUGAAGGGGAAGAAUGGGGCUGCCUGCAAUGGAUAAGUAUUCCAACCAGAAGAAAUAAUAAUACUACUAGUCGCUUUGAGGUACAAAAAUCAGAAUAAGCUCCAACGACUUGGCUCGAUUGUAAACUUUAUUUUACUUUAUUUAGAGUUAUACUGCUUCUUAUCUACCAUCAAUGUUUCUAUCAAUGAAAGAAAACUUUACGUUAACCGAAUGACGCCAAGUAAGUUUAACCUUUUGGUUUUUGUACACAGUUGAUGGACAGUGGAGUGAAUGGAAACCUUGGACAGAAUGCACAAGAACUUGCGGCGGAGGAGUUCAGACGCGUGCCCGCACGUGCACUCAACCCAGUCCCGCGUAUGGGGGAAAAGAUUGCGAAGGUCGUAUAGACGAGACUAGACCUUGUGGCACUGACGCAUGUCCAG